AUGCACAUCAACCCGAGCCGGGGCCGCUGGUACAUCGUCUUCCGCUCAGCGUGGACCGUAGAGCGAUAUUGCAGUUUGAUCUGGACGAAAACGUAUAGGACACAUUUCCGUGACUCAAGUACUAAAAUGUCUGACUUAAGCGUCCUAUAACUAGCUGACUCAACUUGGUAUCCUUAUUCUUGCCACCAUGGGGCUGGGGAGUGAAAUAUUGAGAGCUAACAAGCAAACGCGAUCGUUUGAAUUCCCUCGUCUCUGUUGGGGACAAGUUUCGACUAACUGAGGGGCAAGAGUAUCCUGCUGUCGACAUUCCCGUCGAAGAGACUUAUAUAGGGUAGUGCGAAGUUUUAGCGGCCUGGCUAGAUCACGGCAUCCAAGUAAACACGGAUAAAACCGAAGUGUCCGUGUGGAAUCCUCUGGCUCUGCGAAUAGUUUUUUUGAGAGUUAGAUAUUCCUGUAAAUAUCUGGGACGCCUGCUGUCGAAACUCAGAAUAAGGGUGAUUUUCUAGUUUCUGCAAAUCUCUUAAAUCAGUAAUAUGGCUACUAAGCACUUUAGGCAAUUUAAUUGAUUUUAUUGCCUUUACGUGAAUUGCUAGAUAUCAGAUUGUCUUUUGCUGACCUCGGGUUCUUUCUACUUACCAGAUGUCGUAUGCAUUCGCUGAAAGGCUCCAUAUUUAUAUUCUAAACGUGGACAGGUGCAAACUUUCUGUUUUCACACACGACCCUAUGUGUUGUUAAUUUUGUCAAACAACUGGUCAUUUUAUUAUACUCUGUUUGUUUUAGUGAAUGCCACAACGCAACGGAUCGGAUAAAAAUCCGUGUUUGGUACGUUUUUGCAUGUUUUUAACCGGAUCUUUCACGCACGCAUUGACGUCAGACGUUUCAGCUCCAGGCGUGAGACGUGAAACGUAGCGUUUCAUUCUCAUUAUGUAAACGGUUUUUAAAGUAACUCGAAGAUAGUGAUCAUUGUCUGUUCCUGAUUGAAUUACGCAAUAAGCGAAGGUUCAGUUGUAGAUGGAAACUCUGACCUAAAACCCCGACAGCAAAGAAAUUUCUGCAAAGGAAGAGCCAAUAUUCCCAGCUGAUUGCUGUUCACAAUGUGUUUCUUGAAGGCAUUUCGGUGGCUAAACUGCGUAAUCCUAUCUGCUGUUAUAACCCUCCACCCAACCAAUUAACCGUCCAGUUGUCCAGCUAAGCAAAUCUUACGCUUCCUGUGCGAACAUGGGUUCACUCCUGGGACGAAAGACUUUAUGGGUAUUAUAGUUAAAGUGCCCUAACUCAUUGCUCAUGCGGGAUUGAGGCAAAACACGACACUAUCUGUAGCCUUUCCGAAUGGCAGUGGAGCUGGAAAAAGAAAUGGGAAGAAGACCAGGAAAGCUCUCGCUAAACUGUUGGUGGCUCUUGCCACAGAAGAAAAGUACCAGUGUUCAUGUGCUUAACCGAUGGAAUCGUCCAUGUUCUCCUUUUAUUUCUUUUUUGUCAACCUCUCUGUUUUGGUGACCAACUGCCCUGCUUAAGCCACUUGUCCAGUUUUCACUUUUUUCGCAUCACUUCACAUUUUAGGGAUGAAGAUAAUGAUCUGCGCUCAAAGCUGCGCUCAAAGCUUACGUCAGAAUCCGACGACUUCCUGGGCCAAACGAUAAUUGAUGUCCGGACGCUCUCCGGCGAAAUGGAUGUUUGGUAUAAUUUAGGUGCGUUCGCAGAUGAUCUGAAAAUUUAUGUUGUCUGGACGUUGUAAAAACCCAUGUUAUAUGGAUUACCCUAUUUGCAUGCCAAUAUUUAACAACCGUUCUGCCCAGAAUGCGAGAUUUGAGCACAAACAUCGUUUGCGAAUUAAAAGUAGGAUUCCAGUCAAAUGCUCAGUUCUCAUAAGAACCGUAUUUAAAAAGGGGUCACUGGUUAAGGAGCUGACUUUCAAUCAGAAAUAGUCUUCAACUGCUUAGCUUUACAGAAAUUGUAACACCAAUUUUGAAUAAAUAACUAGGAACAAGCGUUUUUAAUCUCAGAUCAAAAGUUUAUAUUUAUAUUUUAGCUGAAAUCCAUUAUCUUUAGCGGGAUAACUGCAUAAAAUUCACGAACUGUGAACAGGUAGAAAGCAGCAUUCUCAUACUACAUGGUUCAGCUAGGUGUAGAAAUGAUGCUACGAUACUUGAAUUAACAUACAGUGGGUAACCGAUCUUAUGAAAUGUAUGCUAACAUUCUGAAACGGGUUUCCGAUUAGAAAGGAUUAUUUAAGUGGGGCUUUAAUACUGAGUAUCAUGAGGCAUAAUCCUAUAACAGUUCUGACUCGGCAGGAUGUCGGCCUUAGAAUGCACUUCUUUUUUAUCUCCUGUAGAAACAAUACUCGGUAAAAAAUGCCUACCUAACUAGCAUGCAUUUUUCACACCGAUUUUCGGUGGUCUUAUAAAUUCGAAUAUAUUUUGUAAAAAAAAACAUUAACGAAAAUAUGUUUGCUUUCACUCGUUUGACAGAGAAUCACGCCAUCUUUGCAUUUUGUAAAAUAUAAACAGAGUAUAAUGAGUUUUAAGGAAAGUUUUCUAAUUCCCGAAUUAAUUGGAGCCUGAUUAGCCGUUGCAUGAACACCUAAUGAUUUCAGUCUACAAGGUGCAUGCGUUCCGCGUUAGAAAAAUAAUAUAUUCUUCAAUGCCUCUAAAAAGACGCCAUAUUGAGUCCAUAAAUGUUGCAAUGGAUGCGGACUAUAUUUUACAUUUCAUGAGUAGAACUGGUAAAAGGACAAAUAUGAUGCUGUAUGAAUGGACAUUGUAUGCUCUAAUUAACUCUCAUAAUUGAAAACUUUUUUAAAACCUAAUUAUACGCUUUUCUUGAGCACAAAAUUAUAAAAAAGACGUGACUCUCUAUUAAACGAAUAAAAGAAGGAAUAGUUUUUUUCAUUCUUUUUAUAAAAUAUAUUUUAAUUCAUAAUAACAUCGAAAAUCAGUAUGAAAAUGCAUGCUACGUAAGUAGUCAUUUUUUUACCAAAGACGGUUUCUACAGGAGAUUGAAAAGAAGUGCAUUCAAAAGCCGACAUCCUGCCGAGUCCGAAAUAUUAUACGAUUAUGCCGCAUGUUAAUCAGUACUACAACCCCACCUAAGUAGUCCUUCCUAAUCGGAAGACCAUUCAGAAUGUUAGCAUACAUUUCAGGAGAUCGGUUAUUCACAAUAUCCUAUGCAGCUGUGAUGUGACAACAUCAUGGUUACUGAUUAUUUAACUGAGCAUUUUUGAUGAUUUUACUUAGUUGGAAGGCGGAGACUUAUUUACCUGCUACCAGGGUUACGUUAGGCUAACUACAAGAUUUAGUUGUUUUCCAUUUUUUGGAUUCCUAUUUGCUAUUAUUUUACUCAAAGUAGCGCCGACUGCCGCCGUCCUUGUGCGUGUUUCGGCUCGCAUUCUCUCUCUUGAGUCCAAAAUAAUUGGUUCUCAUUUUCUGUGGUUCCAACAAGAGACUUGUAACUUUGAUGUUUUAACGUAUGACCCGGAAAAUAAGUAAAUAUUAUUUUUCUUUGUUAGAAAAAGUUGAAAGUUUUGGGCCAACAGUUAGUACAUUUGAUAAUAAGCAUUUGAUUUGAUAUAUAAAACAUUGCCGUAUUUCAGCCGUAUUUCUAACCCCGUAUUCGACUUUGGGGUCGUAUCUUACUUCGUAGCCGUACCAGCAAUGGACAAGUCCCAGCCUAACCCCUAAUCCGAAUUCGAAACCUUACCCCUUACCCCCUAGCUUUGACCCCUAACCCGAACCCCUAACGCUAACCCCUUGCAGGUACGGCUACGAAAUAAGAUCUUGCCGACUUUGGUUCGCAGUUAAUACAAGGCAAGGUAUUGUGCCAAGUUUACUAAACUAUACUAAAACCCUCCGUAUAAUAAAAUCGUUGUGAGCCAUGUCAAGCAUUAUGUGGACGACCAACCAUAGAAGCACGUUGUCUGUAGCAGGCUGAGGCUGAGCAGGUUAGGAUGCCGCGAAUGCGCAUUUGAAGUUGAACGUAUCGGGACCUGCUCCGAUGAGUUGGAGCCUCUAUGGCAGGCGCCUGCUAUUACCUGAUAUUCGGCAAACGUAGUAAUCUCUCGCAUUACCGUUCGUAGGCUCCAAUAAUUAUCCCACGUUUUAGAGCAUCACAGCGAAAAAUAAUCUGGCUUCAAGUGACCGAGCUGCAUUUAGAUUCUGACUGCAAACAUACAGUUUAACACAAACCGAUUUAUUCAAUUUGGAAUGUUUUUCGCAAGCCUUUUCUAUGUCUGUUAAUAGAAAAAAUAACACUCUUUUCUAUCUUCAGGCUUAGCCUCUAUAGAUAUCCGCACCACUUGUAAAAUUCCACUUUAUCUGAAGAUUUUAAAAACACUGAUGAUUCUUGUCAAAGUUUAUUCAAAAAAUGAAAUUUUUUGAAAAACUCAAUUUACUACCCACCCAGUCCGCAUGUCUGUUUACCGUAUACAUCUCAUGUCGUAUUGGAGAAACCGUAUUUGACGACAUGCUAUUGUGUAAUUGAUGGUCAGGUAAAUGUACGGAAAAGCUUUAAUUUCUUUAGAGUGGCCUUGGCUUGUGGUGUUUUACCUGGUCCGAUCAUUUAAACAUGCUUUGAUUGAAGCUUUAAAAUGACAUUUUCCCAGCAUAAGCCCGAUGAUUGACAUCCUCUGGCAAAGUAGUAUCUCCAUUCCCGAUUUUCAUUUUUAGAAAAACGGACGGACAAAAGCGCAGUUUCAGGAGCUAUACGCCUUCACAUCUCGGUCGAGAUCAAAGGCGAAGAGAAGGUUGCCCCAUACCACGUUCAGUACACCUGCCUCCAUGAGGUACGUCCUACCAAGUUCUUUUUCGACUGUAUUAGCCAGGACACUGACGUGCAUUGCGCUAAACACGUGUGAACUGUCUCCUGUCCAUCCGAACCACCGCCAUUUAAGUGAUCCAGCGCUUAAAAAUGCCAACCUUUUUUUCACAAACAUCAUCACCGUCACCGCCGUUGGCUUCCUUCCUAAGAGGUAACUACAAGUAACCUGGGCGUUAUAUUCGACGAAGUUGGGUACCGUGGCGUUAAUCCGUUCACCGUAAUAGCUUGGUCAUCGAAUAAAAUAUGGUGGUUUAGUGAUGAGCGAUCACCCUGUGUGAUGCGUUGUCGUAGAGUCUUGUUAAAAUGGACUGACCUUCGCCUGCCAACGAUACCCCAAUCAGAUGACUCAGCACCCUGACUUUAAUAGAGUUAUUCAUUUAGCCUUAGCGCUCUCGGGUCACAGACUGCAGGCCGCGUGGCAGCUUGAACCAUUGUACAACGUGGCUGUCCACAUUUCUAGUUAAGGAAAGACUGUACGCAAUUGAAUAACUGGUCUGGAAAUCCGAGUAUUUUAUUAACUUCUGCUUUCCUUUUUUCAAACUUAUUUUACGAACAAACCCUCCAACCGUAGUGUUUCAGGUUACUAGUAGAUAAUAAUGCGCCUGGUUGAGCAGCCAAUCAGAAAAGGGAGUAGGCUUCAUGGGCAGUUUAAUAUUUAACAGUAUCAUGCUUCAACAGCCGUCCAAAAUUCCCAUGAGUCGGUAUAUAUUUUCCUUCCGCACGCGUUUGUUUCGCAUAAUGACUAACCGCCACGCCAGAAGAUGUCCCCCUCUACUCGAAUUAAACUUGUCUGGAGAGUUAAGACGUUCUUCGAGAGUGUGAUAUUGGUUGUUGGUGGGACACUUUAUUGCGUUCCAGCACGUAGUUUGCCUCAUUAUUAUUGCCGACUCAUUAAACCCCUGCUGUAAAUUUCGCGUUAAUGCGGCUUUCUUAUUUUACUGCCUGAUUUGAAUUGUGUACUCAGCUGCCUCACCGUUUCCGUCGGCGGGAAUACACAUUGAGCUCAAGGGGUAGAGGGUUGAGUGUACUCAAUGCAGUAGUUUCACCUCAGAGCUGAGAUGCAUUUGCCACUACUUGUCUGUUUUCCUUCACGGCGUGCGUCUUCGUUCGCACAAAGCACUCUUCGCAUCAUUUUUGCAUGGUGCUUAAAAGCUUUUAGCAUAUGAGUCUGUCAUAUUGCAUUUGUUGGCAAUUGUUUUGGAGACAAUGCUUGCUUUACCUGCUUGAACAGCUUGCAGGCGAAGAAUCUGCAUGUAACUGAUGCGCUUAUAUACGUCAAACGCCUUCCCCAUUGAUUGGAAUGUUGGUCUUCCAGGUUUUCCCCAGGAAAGAAUACAUUUUCGUCUAGUGGGCCUUCAAUGUUUGCCACUGCGAACCUUAAAACGAAGGUCACACGCAGCAAAUGAAACCUUAUUUUAGCCUACCUGGGGUCUCUCCUACACGUCUAUCUUCUACAAACACCGUCUUCUAAAUGCCCAGGCCCUCCGGUCUGAGAAAUAGAAAGCGGCUCCCAGCGCAACGGUAAUGCAUAUGUAGACAUAACUGGGUGGGGAUUUAUUAAAUCGGUGACGGUAUUUUGACACCAUACAUGUUACCCGCCAUUCAACAAGUCAUCCGCAGCCGUCCGGCAAAAUCGUUGACCCGGUUCGCCGGAACAAUGUUUCGGGUUGCUCACCUUUAAAUCCAACGCACUGCAGAAACAGCCCGCUAUCCAGACUUCCCAACUAACCACCCGCCACGACUGAACGGGUUUUUGACGAUCAGAAAGGCACUGCCUGCUCGCUCUUGCGGAAUCAACCCAGGGCCAAGACGAGACUUCCCCUGUUGAUCAUGCCUAACUGACUAUCUGGUUAAAAUUGCUUUCCUCAGCUUGACUAGCAUACUUUCCGUGUUCCUUGGAACUCUGCGUUUUCACUAUUCCCCUCAUGUUUUCGCUGUUUUUGGUUCUGUACACCAAAGUCGAUGACUAGUAAUACUCACAGAACGCCUUAAUAAGUACAUCCCUGAAUGAUAGGAGGAACUCAUUGAUCGUUCUUACGGAACUCACUCGUUACGUUGUGCCGUACGGGCUCUCUCCCGGGUCUAACCAACAGACGCACCCCUGGGCAUGCUAGAGGCAGAAUUUUACUACCGACAAUUAUCUAUGAUCGGAAAUGGGAGUAUGAAAAUGUUCAUCAAUACUACAGGUGGUAUUGAGUAAAAUAUCACUGGGAGGUUUCUUUGGCCCUGACCGAAACCUUCCUAACCCUACGACUGGCCUGAACCCUAACGCUAAUCCCCUCCCCCCCGGGAAUUUAGAGCUGGGUCACUUGUAGUACGGGUCCAUAUUCCCUUUCCUUAAUCUUAUCUGAAGUUAGCUCUCACCGACGUAACUAUUGCUUGAUAAAGAGUCGCUAUUUUGUCACCAGCUUUUUUGUCGACCAAUGUUUAAUUUGAUAGCUCGGCCGAAAAAAAACGACACUGACAGCCAUUGUCCCGACUUACACUGUGCCCAGCCCACUUCCUUUUUAAACUCGAGGUACGGAUAAUAAGAUCGAUUCUAGACUUUUAGGAGCGAUGGCUGAUAUAAUUUACUCAACGUCCUCGUGGACCACAUUUGCUGGCCUCCUAAGCAUAUGCAAACUACCCUUUAUAAGCGUUACGUAUCUUUCACUGAAAAAAUUUUCAUAGGAGCUACCAUAAUCGUGCAUCCUAAAUUGCAGUCGACAGGCGAACCAAGUUAUCUUCUCUGAUGUUGACCCUCCAAGUAACCGAUUCGCCUCGUCCUAACAGUUUAAAAGUGUCUGAUUUACAGCAUGUGGACUAUAUCAUUGCAUGUUAACCAAAAUUCUAAAAUUUGGUUUCGGUUGGAAAUGAUUGCUAGGGUUAGAUUGUAAGAUUUAUUAUCAAGUAGCACACACAAGAACGUUUGCUGUUGAAUACGCACCUAUCCUGCCGUCGGCAAAAACUGCACAGUGCAAAGGGCUGCUUAUGUAGUAUGAAUGUUUGCAUUGAUUUUGGUGUCCUUGAGAAUUUAAAUAUAUUUUAUAGAAAACUUGCUCAAAAAUACCCUUUCGUGCGCUUAUUUGAUAGUAAUCCACGUCCUCAAAUAUUGCACUUAAGAAUACGUAAGAUAUCAGGUUUGUAAAGUGCCUUUCAAUGUUAAUAUUUUGAGUCCGCCCUGCCGUUGCAUGUGCGUCUAGGGUUUUCAAACUCCACAUUGACGCAAAUCAUAUUUUUUCAAUAUAAUUUUGAAGAUGAUUUACAGUGUUUAGAAACGUUUGCGGUAUGUGUAAACCAUGCUCUAUACUUCGUAAGGUUUUACGCUUUUUUAAAAACCAACAUCCUGGCAUGAAUGGCGUAUCUUGGAACUAUGCUGCACAAUAAUAAAUAUUACGACUGCACUUAGUUAAUCCAUGCUAAUCGAACUAAACAUGUUAGAAUUUUAUUUAACAUUUCAUGACAUACGAAACCUAUUCUGGCAAGAAGGAUAUGCGCUGAACCCGCACUGGCACGGCCCAAUCUCUCCUUCACCUUUUGUCAGCUAGCAAUGCCGAGUCCGGAUCAACCCGACGGGCGAUGUCACCGGGCGUAUCCGGCUGACGUGGCAAAAGGUUUACAGCUAGCAACUUCUUUUGGUUGACGCAGUCAAGGCCGUUUGAGCGACUAUAACCUUGUGACGAGUUGUUUCGCAUAAUAUAUUAGGCAACAGUUGGUCUGGUACGUGAAAGUAUAUUAUUCCGAGCUCGGAGGCGUCUAGAGUGCGGGCCUCAGAAAUCAAGUUUCAGUCUUCGCAUCAAGAGUGUCCAAGAAGCUGCUACAAAGGAUAGUGACUCUCCCUAGUUUUUUUUUACUGUUCACUUUGUCGGCUACCUAGCCCAUGGCACUUUUACCCAAAGCCUUCAAAAGGUAAAAUUGCUCAAGGCAAGACUGCCACAAUUUGGCACUUCGAGGCUACACAUCGGUUAAAUUACAUAAGUAAUUUUGUGGGCAUUUCUGCAAUCCGGACAAGGGAGGUUUUAAAGCCUAUUAGUUUUGCAAUAUGAUACUAAAGGGUUUUCCUAAAUGAAUUGCCUGGAUUCAGUGAAGUCCUGCAAGUUGAUAGAUUUCAUGGUCUCUCAGACCUCAUGCAGAAACUCGGAGACUGACACAGCAUAAAACACUUUAUUCAACCCACGACAGGACAUAUCUAUUUAAUGGAGGGUAAUAACUGCAGUAUUUUGAUUUCAUUGUAUCAUUUUACUGAAGGCCUGCAAUUUUCAUAUUUCAUUAACUAUUAGACUCCGAAAAUUGUGGUCUUAUGGCUUUCUGAACCAAAUGCCAGUCUCGAUUUUAUUAAAAACAGAGCUGUAACACUAAUAUGACAGGCGGGAAGUUCCCUAUGACUAUGGUUUUGUCGGCUGCCACUCAAUGUCACCACACUAACUAAUCGCCACUUGUCCCCGGAAAUUGAUCUAGCUAGCUAAAGAAGUGGUCUGCUUUUAUGCAUUAAGGGUUUGGAACGUUGAAUUCUAGGGCAAUGUGGUCGCAGACUGUUAAAAAUGUUUCAUUGUAUGGCAGGCUUUCUAGAUUAUUACUAGAACCAACUCAGCUUACAAAUCACAGUUCUAUUAAUUAGAAAAUGUCCUUUAUCGGUGAAGGUUUUGGUGAUACCAGUUUAAUUAUGGCAUUAAAGAUCUUGUCGUCUUAAAUUAUACGAUAUAAAGUAGGCGAGCUAACUAAUAAAAUGUCAAUCGAAAUUAUGAAAUGUCUUCUCGUUUCGAAACGAUUGAUUAAGUAGGGCUGUAAAACGAGUCACCUUUUGCAGCAUAAUUCUAAUAUAGUUCAGUUACCUUAGGAUGCCGGCUUUUAAAGACCUUUAAAGAACUCUAAUCUGCAAAAGUGGUUACUUUAAGUGAUUUACUUUAAGUGGUUACUUUAAAGAACUCUACUAUGUGAAAGUGUUUACUUGUACAGCAUGAAUUUUCUCAUUGAUUUUCGAUGCCCUUAAAAGUUCAAUUAUAUUUUUUUGGAAAGAAUGCAUAAAAAUGCUCCUUCUGUCGCCCAUUCUGUAGAAGAUUACGUCUUCUUCCAAUUUUAUACCUGUAGAAAGGAUAUAAUUUGAUUUUAAAAAGUUCCCAAUUGUGAGAUUUUUAAUAUUAUGAAAUAGCCGUUCAUAAAACGUCAUGUCUCUGCAUUUAAAAUGUGGUUCGUAAAGUUACCAAUAUGGUUCACAUCCACUGCUAAAUUUUAUGAACCCCGUAUAGUCACCUCUUGAUACCGCAGAAAAAUGUAUGGUUCUCCGUACGCGGAAAAUAUGUGGCUUGUAGUUUGGAAACCUUGAAUGCAAGUGUAACGGCAGGUCGGGUUGUAAAUUAUUCGGUGAUUGGAAACGUAUUUGAAAGCCCAUUUUACCCUUUCUUUGAGCAUAAAAUUGGAAGAGGACGCAAUUUUCUACCAAAUGAACAAGAAGUUGAAUAUUUUUAUGCAUGGUUUCCAUGAAAUAUAACUGAAUUUUUGGAAGCGUCAAAAAUUAAUGAGAAAAAUGUAUGCUACCGAAGUAUUCACUUCCUACAGAGUAAAUUUUUUGUAUUAAGCCGGAAGAAUGUUUUUUCGAACGUCGGCAUCCUGAGAUAGCUGACUUUGUAUAGAAUUACGCCGCGCGAUUAUUAGUUUUUCAAACCUACUUAAUCUAUAUUUUUGAAACAAUAUAUGUCGAAGGUUCGGUCAAAAUUUCACGAGUCAGCCCACAUAUUGCAGGUAAAUCUCAACCUUAUUUGCUGAUUUAACGUUGACCUCCGUCUUGACCUUGAUGGGAAAUGCAGAAUGUCCAGACGACACUAACCGCUAAGGUUUGCUCUAAACUUUAUCCCUGUACGCUUUAAAGCUGUUAACGUUACAGUCACCGUUUACUGAAGCGACGUACCUUAGCGCAAGUCUCUUAAUUAUUUUCCACAAGUGCAUAUUGCAGAAUGCAAGGUUGAUUUGAAAAAGGCUAAAAAAAAUGCAAAAAGGGAGUGCCGCCAAACACAAGGGAGAUUAGAUUGGCCAUUGCCGACAGAUAAGCCGUCGUAAACCAACGCUACCAAACCCCUGCUGCAUGAAUCGCCGGCUGCGUUUUGGAUUAGCUUGCUUCGGUUAGGACACAAACGUUCUGUUUCCUUAAUAUCUCUGAAUGGUUUCUGUUGUCGAACGCAUACGCCUGACUCAUUUAUUUCUUUAGGAAUACUUGUGCAGAGUCUCGCUCAUAAACAAUAAUAAAACAGUUAAAUCUAGUUGACAGGUGGGGUUACACAACCUACCGUUGCCCAUAAUGAUAUCCCUAAACUGUCCUCGUCCUCUUCACCAAAGUAAGAGGACAGCAGCUAUUCCUGCUUACCAGCAGGAACAACCACCACACUGUAUGUUGGUAUACAUAGAUAUAUAUUUAUGACAGUGGGCGCUCGUCGAUCAGGUUACGGAACAUGCUCGUUCCGUUGUGCCUUGGGGCUCAUACUAGAACCGAAAUCCUAAAAACUUAAAUAUAAAAAGACUGAACGUUGAGAUUAAUGUUCGUCCGUGGAUGUAUAGGUUAUAUACAAAAAUAGUUAAUUUUUUUUAACCUUACAUGGCAAAAAUGUUCUACUGUUUGUUGAAGUUUAUGCCAGUGGGCAUCCAUUUCAUCUGGUCUUUCGAUACACGUGAACCUCAAGGGAUUGGAGUUUUUACAAAUAUUUGCUUCGAAAGUAAAUGUAAUUCCUGGAAAUGCGAUGUUGAGGUUAUUAUGAAGCGUUCGUAACUGAUCCUUCUCAGAGAUUAUAAAGAAAUGCGAUCUAGGGGAUUUUGACGUACGAGUGGCCUGAUAAGUUCCAUUGCUCUAUGGAUUAUUCGAUCGAAGCGCAGCAUGAAGGAGGUUAUAAUCAGGUUUGGCUUGCCGUCUCCGUAGUCGUGCCGGUGGCAGCAUGCAUCACUGUUGAGCUUGAUCUGUCCAGAGAAAGCUUUAUAAGGUCAUAAUUCAAAAUCAUGGAUGAGUUAAAAGAUUUAUCUACCUUGGGUAGUCGACCCUCGGAAGACGGAGGGUUAGUGAACAUGUUGAAAAUGAGGACCAUCCGUAGGAGGAUGAACUGCAUUUUUGGCUGCAAAACCAUAUUACCGAUACAAGCGAAGAUGCGAGUUCCAGGAACUAGUUGCUUUGUCGGAGAAACUGGAGGGCUGCUCCGAACGCGAAUUGCCGAACACGCGGCAGCGGUACGGAGAAAUGACGCCAACUCUCAAUUUGCGGCCCAUUCGACGAGACCCGGCAACACAUUCAAGUUCUAUGAGGCCGAAAUUCUCGUGAGAGGGGAUAAUCGCGUGAGCCGCGAGUUGCUUGAGUCAUGGUUCACGGGACCUCAGUCUAUCAACAAGUGCAACGACAUCCUCACUCCAUAUUCCGUGCUGAGGCAUAAGCUAGCCAAAGCAAUUGACAACUCGGGGAGCCAGAUGGCUGAACAAUCAUCACGCCAGCAUCCAACACGGGUGAUGACAUUUCGGCUAUUAACAACUUGCAUGCCGGCCAUCAAGCAAUUAGCGCACCAGCGGGCAGCCAUCCUGAAUGAAGGGGAUCGCUGUUAAUUGCUAUAGGUAUGCGGUAGCAUAGCUACUGCAUCCUAUAAAUACUGCUACCUCCUGUGCACGAGUCACCCUUUUCUGCCACUGUCUUUGAUGAGGGGUUCAAAUGAGAAUUCGAAGUGUCAGGCGAAUAAAGCCCUUGUUCAAGCGAUCGCUUCUUUUUCUGAUCAAGAACCAUAUUAAUUCACUCGAACAACACCAUGACUGCGUGGAUUUCCGGGUAAUAUGUGCGCUCAACCUGGACUUUGAUUUUUAAAAUCCACGCUGAUUUCCGUCCAUAUCCAAUGUUUCGGGACAUUGGAGAUAUUAUCUUUUUAAGGAACAACCAAAUUUUAACAAUCGCGCUGACUGCACCAGAAUCUAUGCACUGUUGCGUCUUCAUGACGUCUUUUUCUCAGGACCUUCGUUCCAUGAUGAGUGAGCCGAGUUUGAUGUCGCGUUCUGUCACAGAGUAUCGUAGAUUAUUCGAAACAUCUCUGAUGCAUCCUAAUCACAGAGGGAAAAACUUUUCUCUGUUCAUGGUCCCCUCUUAUUUUGGACAGGUAAACACCCGUAUGGCCGGGGUAGGCAUUCAUAUUGGGGUCCACGCAGGCAUGCAUUCUGCUGCAGGAAGAGUGACACUCGACUGAGAACUUCAUGAAUGGGCACGUCCAUUUGCCAAUCGCUUAUCAAGCAUUGCGUGAACUAAUCGGUAGCACAGUUGAAGGUCAUUAUCGGCAGAGUUCAACAAAGCAUUAGAUGAAUCGUACAGAUUCUCAUCCCUUGACUACGGGCUCGUGCGAGAGUCCGAAACGUCGCAAUCAUAUUCCUGUCUUCUUCUAUUCAGUAGUGUGAGCUGCGCGUAUUUUCUACCAUUCAGAAAACAUGCACUGGUUAAGACAACUGCAUCCUCAAUUAAAAGUACUUAGAAGUUCUUUUUUCAUUCUCUUUCUUUCUUCACAUUUGCGUCUAUUUUUUCCAUCCCUGUACUUUAGAACAUCUUCUAUUACUUGUGCGAGACGAACAAGAAUAACGGUGAGCCGGAGGUGAAAGUCGUGGAUGUCAAAGGGGUAAGGACUGUCCAGUUUGCCUACGAGACUUCGAACAUGAAUUUGAUGCAUUUCAAUUGUUACAGAGAGCAGCAUAAUAUUUUGAGAUCUCACUGAAGAUGACUGCAGCCUUUCAAAAUGCCAGCUCUAUUGUGCACAGGAUUUCCAAUCGCGAAUUUCUCGAGCGAAAAGGCGGCCUGCGUAAAUGCAGUUGCAUUUGAAGAUCGUGUUUUUUAGUGUUUGAGUGGACCAAAGGACUUUGCAUCUCCUGAUCCACCAUAGGCGAAGAUCAAUGUUAGCUGAAUCGCAUAGCUUGAUUCACUCACCUCUGGUGGCGAAGGCCACGUACCGUACAAUGAAGAUUAGUCUCAUAUCUUGGCGGAAUGCAUCGAGCUAGGUUUCCAGCCGUGAUAAAAUGUUGCACUUGGACUAGAUCCUAUAACGUUAGAAAAGUUGCUGGUCCUGAUGGUUCUACAGUUUCUACUAGCCCAUAUAUAUUUAUUAACCCGUGGGAUAGGUAUUAGUGGGAAUUCCACGGUUGCCAAAACAUGAAUAAAGGGAUAAAAUGUUGACAAAAUAAAAUAUGUAAAGAAUCCCUAAUUCUCAUUUUAUAUGGAAUUUAAAAAAGGUGUCCAUUUUUCCGUUGUUAUUUCGUCAUAUGGGCGUCUUCAUUUGCGGUUAUUCUAUCUUAACCGUUAUAAAUAUGGCACGGAAUUAAGCUAAAAUUUAAGAUAAGUGAACAUAUUUAGUAAAGAAAUCUUGUCUACCCUCUACUUAAACCAAAGCUUUUAACAAAGUUUAUUCAUUUGUGCUCUAGUAGAUUCAUCUGUUUUUUACAGAAAAGUGUGCCAAAAUAUUUUCCCGUAUGUUUGUAGCAUAUUGUGCGGGUUUUAUAGCUUGGUUAAGACCCAAACCUACGAACACGUUGGAGGUUGUUCGGAUGCAGUUAGGAAUGUUCUAAAGCACGAGGCGGACAAACGAGCGCUGGAAACUUUCAGUUCAUGUAACACGUCUUUCAGGAAAAUACAUCAUGGUAGCAAACUCUGAACUUUUUGCUCACCUUUUAAUUACUCGUGUAUUGUUCUACGACUGUGGGACAGCAUUGAUUUUUGCAUACUUAUCAGCCUAGGAUGAUUUUCUGUCUCAUCGCUCUACAAAUAGUAUCUCGCGUAAGAAAGGGAGGUGGCUACUUUUUGCGUCACGAUUUAAUUUGCACUUUUUUCGUCUUCCAAAUUCUCUUCUUCUUUUUCUUCUACAAGGACGACAGCUGGAAAGUCUACUUUGAGUCCCCAUCGCAGGAAAUCGUGACAGAGUUUGCCAUUCGCUACGGCAUUGAGACCAUGUAUCAGGCAAUGACGUAAGUUCGCUCACCGAAGCUUAGAACGCCAAUUUUCUCCUCCCCUUUUUCUACGUAAUUUUCCCUAGUAGAAAACUUGCGUGCGAGCUCCUCCGUCCUUGCAGGUCAUGCCUAAAGGCGAAAAAAGCUCGUAGGAAAUGGCAUUGUCUGUUUUUUCCCAAAUAAAACUAAAUGAUUUGGCUUCAGGUGACAGUCGUGAUAUAUUCACUUUUUUCUUUCGGUCCACUUUCGAAAAAAACAUUCACUCCUUGUAUCUUCCUUUGUUGAAUGGUCCAAGGUAGAUCAGGUGUUGAAAUUCUGCAAACUAAUUUUUAUUCUACUAUCAGUCAGCAGGAUAGUACACAGAAUAUGGACCCCUCCCCUUCUAUAAGUGGCUUUGCGCUACAUUCCGGAUGGCACAUUCUUCUGUUUCUUCACUUUAACACCAACCCUCCUAACCGUAAUACUAGUCCUCACCCCAUUGGAAUUUAGCGCAGCGCCACCUGCAUAACCAAGGACGUAAGUUCGCGCACCCUACCGCCGACAGAUCUGACGUAACGUGGCUGCCUGCGCCUACAUCUAACGGUUUCAGAACUUAGUUAAGCGUCGUGGUCAGCCCUACGGAAAAGAUGCUUUAAUGGUUUUUUUGUCGUACACGAAUAUAGCGACAGUAGUGAUCACGUUUUCCAUAAAACAUCGCUCGCUUGCGUUUACUAAUGUGGUCUAAUUACGGGACGAUUCGUGUCUGUCAAUGCGCACUUUGAAAUGGUUUGACCGUUGCAAGUAGCGAGAUCCACCUCUACCCCACGAAGGUAUUUCAGCUGUGACUUGCAUGUGACUUUCUCUACUCCACACCCCUGGUCCACACAUAAAUGACCAGGUUGUGCAUAGUCAAGCAGGCUUGCGCUGAAUUUGGCUAUUUAUUUUCUUCUGCACCAACCGUAAGACAUGACCAGGUGAGCGCAGGGGAAAUUAGACGCAGUGAUUGACAAGAUUUAUUAUCCCGUCUACGCUUGCCGCACACGACUUCAUUCACGGGGCCUCAUAUACCGCAUAACCGAGAGAGCUAUAAAAGCAACAUUGAAAGGGAGCCAUUACUGACUGACCUCACUUCAGUAGGAGUCUCACUCCGUCAGCCGGUGGCCUUUCAACCUACGACUUGCGAUCUAGCAUGGCAGGUUAUAGCGCAUGGAAUUGUUUACAUUGAGUAGAGCACUGAACUGCUAAGCAAAGUAGUUUGCAGAACGAGUCCUCAGACUGUUAUUGUUUGCUUUGUUUAUGGUUGGCAAUGAGUAUCUAGCGUUGGAGUGGCAUGCAAAACAAGUCAAGGCCAUACUUGCUUAACUAAAGUAUAAAUAAGUGCUUGAAAUGAAAAAAAAUGUUAAAAAUGGCGCUUCUUGCACGGUUCUUGAUAAUGCCCUUGUUACAUCUUUGGGGAUACAUCUCUUGACAGAAUAAACACCUGUUGGCAUUUACUCAGACGACUUCAAAUUGUUUUAACAACUGGCUCUUCUGCCAAAGUAUUUGUAGGCGUUUCUGCGAUUUUCGAAUUAAAGUGCCAAACGCCAAAUUAUUGUCAAUGAUUACCUCGGGGUUCGCAUCAGCAUACAUUUGUUCUAGGAGUAGAGUACCACCCAAACACACUUGACCAUUCUUCGGCCUCUUUGAGUACAGAUCUUAAUAAACCCAUCCCACAUCUAUUUUUGCUAAUUUAAGGUGUAAAUGCCUGAAGCAACAUCUGGUUUAUUGGUAUUUUCGAGAAUAUAAGGCGUCAAGACCUCCUUACCAGUCAAUAACAGCUACAAAUACGACUCACUGGGGAAACACGAGUCGGCGUUUUUUCCUUGAUAGUGAAAGAUCUCACGAAGGUUAAGGGCUGUUGGAUCUGUUCUAAUAGAGAUUCUUGAAAUGCAGUUGUCCACAUAGUGUUAGUGGCAAAGUUGUUGGCCCUUUCAACUAGUAACAGAUCAGCUGCCACUAUUCAGCAUAUUGAAGAUAUCAUGUGGGAAAAGUAUAACAGGGUUUCCCAAUUAUGACGGAAUACAGAGGGCUCCAUUUUGCCUUGGACCUCCUAUGUAUGGCACACGCUUCGGCUUGUAUAAGGACACGCGAUCAUUGAUGGAUGAGUUUUCCCAAGAGGAUGUCAGUUUGUGGUUCAGUGGUAGAGCGUUUAACUUAUUGUCCCACUGAAGGAAGUCGUGGCUCGGACGCCUGUGCUUUUGGCCAGUCGUUUGACUCAUGCCUGCCUGAUGGCAGAAAAUAAGGUAGCAGUGGCUACUUUAGUCCUUUUAGGCUUUCUUGGUUACACUCUUCGAUAGGAUAUGCAGAUCACAGCUGCAGGAUCUACGCCUAAAGUAUGAAGUGCAACUUGAGGCGUACCGUUUAAUAGGGUUCUUUAAAAUGGUUUUGACCGCAUUCUGUAUCCUGAUUCGUGACAUCGCCCCCUCGAUCGCAAUUUUAUUAUUAUGCACAUCGCAGUGCCAAGAGGCCACGUUAUUGCCUCUACCCUCAAUCAGGAAAACUAAUCAAGUGGAAUCGUUUUUCGGAAUCGCACGUAAGCAACUGUCGGAAUAUGGACGAUACAAUGUGUACUUUAAAUACGAGCUUUCGGAAAUGCUUACCAAGAUCACAGACUGACAUCAUAUAGUCGCCCACGAAGUGCACUUCGUCAGUUUGUGAGAGCCUAUAGAUGUUCUGAGGUCUACCUUUGAGGAUACUACAUCUAAGUACCGUACACGCAAAGGGGAUAAAGCAACUUGUUUCCUUUUCCCAUAGAACGAGCUUACUUCUGGCACAUUUACGACCAAUUUGCGAGAUGUAGUUGAAAUCGUACACUCUCCCCCCCGUCUUUUUUUCCUCCACUAAGCCACUUCUCCUGCUUGACCACGAAGUUCAUGUGCACUGGCGUUCCCGCGAAGAUGUCGUGUCUCCUGGCCAACAUAAACGCCUUUUACGCCCAUACCUCAGCAUCCAGUAACCAGACUGCCUCAGAGCGUUUUAGUGCCAGCAAUUUUGGGGUGAGUUGUUGACUGUUUGGACUGUACUCGACUGCUGCCUUUUAUGAUUCCAUAUUUAACUUUUUUUAAAAUAAACUACCUCACUUCUGUGAUGGAUGAAGUGUGCCUGAUUGUCUUCGAUGCGACACCUAGAGUAUCAGUCACGUAAGUCUUUAAAAUCAGCGGCAUAAAAUGACGCUGUCAUUAGACGGACUGAAUUUUGGUACUGUUGACUGCGGCUGCCUUAAUAAACUUUUCUGUCCAGAUACGUGUUAGGUGGACUAUUGUUCGUCAUUGCCUUAAAGCAAGUGACGCGGCAAAUUAACAUGACCCAUAACCAUCGACGUUAUCGCCUAUCCUAAGGAGGAAUCUAUAUCUUACAGUCCUCAUAAAAUUGGACGGUUAUUGAGGUGUAAAAAGAGGUUCGCUCUUAGAAGUCAAGGAUUUGCUCAUUCUUGAUCCCACCUUGGCAUAUUCGAAGUAGCGCUUUCUGGCGUUCUGAGAACCCUCUAUUUGUUGACUGGUGUUGCACAAGGUUCUCUAUAAUUGCCGAGCCGGAUGUUUGUAUUACGAAUGAUAGAAGUUCAAAUGAGUUUGACACAGGCGUACAUAUCAGAAUUUAUCGUUGUCAACAAAUUUCGCGACGGAUUAUCAGCUUCCUCAUUUGUCCUUUCAAAAUUGUGUUUUUAGAUUACCAUUUUCCGUUGAUUAGUCUGUAGGCAGUAAAGGCUAACCUUGCUAUUUUCCUUUGAUUUUGCUGUGCAAACUCAAAUCACUCUAUGUUUUUUAUUCAUUUAUCUGUGUCAUGCUGCGACUCGGUUGCAGUUCAUAAGCCGUAGCGAAAUUUGUUGAUACCAAUAAAUUUUGCUGUGCAUGCCUGUCUCAAAGUUUGCAAAGUGCUUUAUAAGAUGCGUUUUCUUAGUAUUCCGAAAUUCCGCUCAAGCAAGCGAGUUUUAUUGAAAUUGUGUGCUUAUUUUUGCAAACGGUUGGGAUUCCCUUAUUGCCUUAUCGGUAGACUGAACACUGUUCUCCUGGAGGUGGCGCCAGCGGCUGGCUCUAUUUUCCAUACUUCUAGCGUUCGUCACGUAGGUGCUUCUUUAAAAUACUCCAGAAAAGCACAUUUCCAUUCAUACCAGAAAUGCAUCCUUCAGUUUCAGUGCCUUUGUUGGUAGCAUUAGAAUUACUGGGACUUAGAGAGUGUUUUUAAGUCGCCUUCAUCGCAUUUUGAUUUGCUUCAUCUCCACAAUAAAUCGGUAAGCGUAGGCAGUAUCGCCUGUGCGCAUCCCAGCUGCACGCAUGAGUGACCUCCCGCCUGUCUGAAUUGCCAAGCCCUGUCAAAAUCAGGCUGCAUCGGCGGCCAGCUGAUCUGCCGCUGCCCUCGCCGGAUAUGCGUGCGCACAGGCAAUUUUGUCCCCAACGCCAUUGAAGGAAAAACGCUCCGACACUUCAGUAGCCAGCGUAGAAGUAUGUCCUCAACUCCUCAUGCGACCUCCCCCUGCGUCCCAUCCAGGAGUGCGAAUGCUGGAGGCGAUUUCGCCAGCGACUGCCGGCCUCGCAUACGUUUAGGGCUAUUUUUAGCGGCCACUGCCGUCUCUGAGUUUGCCUCUUAGGUCCUAUCAGAUCGAGAGGGCGGCCAAGCCGAAUUUUUGCAAUACACUUUUCCCACAAAGGCAGGCAGAUAAUGGGGCAGCACCUCGCUGCCUCCGCACAUUAGGUACGCAGCUUUAAUUAUCGUCAUUAUCGCUACUAGUCGUGUCAUUGCUAUUGUUGUUAAUCUUACCAGUGUACGCAGUAUCGCCUCUAUCACUGGCAAUGCCAGCACUACGAUUGUAAUUACUGUCACGUUAAUUCUGAACGUCGCUACUGCUACUACUACUUUCGCCACUGUAAUUACCACUACUGCUACUACUACCCUAUUAUUACAGACAACACUGUGAUCAGUGGCCUUUCAGGCAUGGUUUCUAACAUUAAACAGGACCCGGAAAUUGUCUAUCUACUGUCUGUAUCUCAAGAUACAGCAGGAUACGAGCAAAAAUUUACUACCGUUAUGUGCCUUUUAUAUAUAAGGAUGAUGAUACUGGAACUAUAGCUACGACCACAGUCCACUUCUCACUGAACACCUACUGUUACCGGAACUUAUGUUGCUACUCAUAAUGACACCGCAAGUAGGCAUUUCGGCAGUGGUAGCACUAGUGCAGGUUUGCAGGUUCCAAUAAACAUUGUGAUAAUAAUAAUUCGUCGAGACAAUAAUGGAGAUGAAUAUACACUGUAAAAGUCAAAGACUAUUAGCUGCCAAUAACUUUUCUUCCGUCAUUGCCACUAUUACACACCCAAUUUACCCUGCAUUCUGCAUUUUAUAGUCAUUGCGCUACCCAUUUCCUUCCGCCGCUUUUCCACGCUCAUCCUCCACAACUUUAACGGCUUGAAAGCUAAUCUGUCAGCUUUUCGCCAAAGUGAAUAUUUGUAGCGUUAUCACUGAUCCUUCGGCUAUUACGUAUAUUUACAGUUGGUGAAUAAGAAAUAUCGAGCAAUGUUUGUUGUUGAGCUCUCCGGGCUGAAAGCACUUCUGUUCACACAUAGAUAUGCCAUCAAUAUCUCAUAUUCGUCUAGUCAUGAAAACCAGAUGAAUUUAAAGCAGUAAGAUUUGUUUGUAACCUAAAACGUUAUGCCUGAGCUACAGACCUGCAACUAAUCUGAGCAUUCAGAAUUCCGUCCAUCGUCCUCUCGAGCUCAUUCAGAUUUUAAUGAUGUAACGCCACGGUUAGGCAAUAUACGUACUUGAAACUGGUAAAUCCACAACGCUUGCCUCUCCAUGAAGCUACUUCGAGGUGAACCAGACGCUCCACAUGAUUGAGUAGUGCGGACUAGGACGCUGACCUAAAGAUGACAGACAAACGGCAGAAUUUGCUAGCCCUUCCGCAUCCACUGCCUCUGUAAGCGAUUUAACAUCCGGAUGGCGACAAUCCGUACCAGAUCAUGUGUGGCAUAUGGUAUAAUUCACCGUCGGAAAUGGGCUCAUCUUUAUAAUUUUGCAAUGAAUAUUAAUUAAAAUUACACAUACCAGCCCGCCUGUGUUUUCGGAAAUUACAUUCCUAUGGUGGACAUAAACGAAUUCCCAAUGGAAUAAAAAGUGGCUGAAAUUUACCUUUGAUCGGUAAUAGUUUUACAAGAGAAAUGUGUUUGGAUAGUUGCUACCGCCACCACUGUACACGUUAUCGCCUAUAUUUAGCUAAUAAAAAGGCUUCCUAGGACGUAAACGUGAUCCACUUUAGGUUUCGUAGGUAUUGAAAGAAAACGGUUUACUGAGCUGAAGGGUCUAGGAGAUCGUUGCCGUGACGAGCAUUCACGAUCGAACCUGCACAAAAGACCGCAAGUCAAGAAAUGAUCCUUUAAACACUCGAUAAACUAAACAAUGAUUUAUUCUAAAAGCAUGCCUGUGCUUGAAUGCAUUAUCUUCUCCGUUGGUCGGCGGUUGACUGCUUUUAAAGAAGCGCACUUUUGUGUGUCUAGACAUCUAUACAACUCACUCAAAUUCCCUACUCAGAGGGGUUUUUUGAACUAAGAUGCAUGUGCGCAGAAUUUGCCUUCAAAUUCUUAAUGAAGCUGGAGAAUUGGUGACUGGAUCGGUAAAAAACAAACGAUCUUAUGGGUUCAUAAGAAACUAAUACUUAUACUCGUACUGUUUAUUUGCAAACGAUAGAAGUUGUAUUUCAAUCUUAUUCACUAUCCAGAUGAAAAUUGGUUUUUUACAUAAGCUUCACCUGAAUCUUCAAUUUAGUUGUUUUACAUACUCUAAGUUGUGCGGUUGCCAGUGCUUUUAGGAAAUGUCCAGCCACAAAAAUAACGUCACGAAGAGCCCUUAAGUUAUUAUUAUGAGGUUUUCUGAUAAAAUUUCCCUUGCUGGCUUUUUUGAUGAAAUCUGUCUUUUUACUCAGAUAUUUUGAUAGUCCACAGCCAGUCGUUUUAUUCUUCAAGACUUCUUCGAUUCUUCCUUAUUGGCCCAAUACCAGGACGUACUUGAGCACGUUUUUGUAUUGCUUUUAAAAUACUGCCGUACAGCUUUCGCUUUUUAUAAUGGAGGAGUAUCCACUCAACUUACAAAAGCUUUACGCGAUUUUAUUUUGCAGUUGCAUUCGCAACAACCAAAUAUACCUCCGAAAGGAGGACUACUUCUUGAUGUUCCUAGGAUUAACAGAGAGGGAGUUGAUUUUCUCAUCAGAAUCACAUUCUCAAAAAUCGGCAAACAAGUCUUUUUGAACUUAUCGAGAAUCCAUCGGAUGUAUGCUAAUUGCUCACAACAUCCAGGCACUCAGUGAAUAGAAGGGUGUGCUUGUACUAAAUAGUUGUUGAUGAGUGCGGUGUGCUAUCGUAAUUUAGUGGGAAAUUGUGCAGCCAUAAAAAAGCCAUGCGUAAGUAGAGUAUCGACAAAGAUAAGGGAGGCUGCGAUGGCCGUUUCUGGCUUAGUAGCCGUCAUCAACCAGACCCGGUGUUUUGGGGUUCUCUGAGGCUCUAUCCUUCGAUUUUUUGCUUAUUAAUCCAACGUCCUUUCCAGUGAAUUCGGUCGGUCGGGUAUAUUAACCUUGGUUGAGGGGCGCGAAUCGAUUGCGUUACGGAAAAACUCUCCCGGUUUUAUUUUAGAACUUGAUUUAGAACCCUGCAGGCAGCCGCACAGCGACCAGUAAUGCACGAAGAAGGAGAUUACCGACAAAGACAAGGGCGACUGAGGUGACCAUUAGCUGUCGUCCGUCAGUCUUACACAACCUCGGGUUUUGGGGCACCUCACCACAACUGGCAGGAUAUUGAACCUUUGGUUCCCAGCCUCAAAUCACAAUAAACCUAGUUUUUCUCGUAACGCGAUAUUUAGCGCCCUGUACUGUAUAAAUAGCCACACUACGCAGCCUCACGUUUUCGUAACUGACGACAUUUUUUUCUUUUUUCCAUCGCCUAUUUUUCCAUCUUUCUCUAGAGAUCGCCGUCGAGAUGUGCGUGCAGUUGCAUCAAAUCUCGUAAUCACGCCUUUAUUUUUGCUUUGUAGAAAGAAAAGUUUGUCAAACUGCUCGACCAGUUCCACAAUUCUUUGCGAAUAAGUCUCUCUAUGUAUCGGGUGAGUGCGUGCCCUUUUUAUCAUACUCCACUCAGUACUCGCGCUCGCCCGCUCUGUCACAACUUUUGCGAGGUUUAGUUGUCGACUUUCGGGCAGUCUUUUUCAUUAUUUCGUUCACGUUUGGAGUGAGAAAGUGACCAUUCUCCCGUUUAGUCGGGAGCGCAGGUGUUAAUCGUCAUCUACCGCAUGGUUAGUUAAUUCUAUCUUCCACUGUUUACGCUGAAUUUACUGUUAUUGCUGAUGUCAGCUUUGAUCAAAAUGUCAGUUUACUGGACUUUCCUUUCUAUCUGCUGCAAAAGAACAGUUAGGGUGGUGACUUUGAUAUCACAGGCUAUGAAAUUAACUUACAAAGAUUCAGCAAAUUCUCAGAUUAUUGGUCGACUAGGAGCGAUGGAGAACAAUAGACAUCCAGUUAGGCAGGCAGUAGAUAAGUGAAUGGGAAGGGUUCAAAAGUUAUUCUGAUAAAAAGCUAGACCCUAAACAGAGGGAUGCACCCAAGGUAGGGUUUUGCCCAUCGAUUUUCUCAAUCUUUGCAAGGUUUGGGUGUAACUUCCGUAUAUGGCGAUUGAUCUUCCAACACCUUAUCUGUAGAAAACAUUUUUAUGCUAUUCCUCCAAUUCCAUGGAAAAGCGAAGUGGAUACACUGAAGGUUCCUUUGAGUCGCUCGUAUUAUCACCAUGACCAGGACCAAUACGGCCCACUCACCAUUACAGUUGAUAUCUCCUUAAAUGCCUUUAUUAUUAUUUCGCCGAAUUUCCAUUACCAAAUUGCAUAAAUCACUCGGCAUCCUCGGCGGAAUUUUUCUGACACUUUUGUACUUUCGAACACGUCAAGAAUGUCAAUUUCUUGCUAAUUUGAAUCAAUUCAAUCAGAAAUUAAACAGGCUCGACGAUUCCCAAUGCCUUAUUGCGAUAUCAUAUAUUGCCAGAAUAAUUAGACACCUUCGGGAGUUAUGCUAAAACAUUCCGUCAUCAAGCCCUUUACCAAUUUAUUUUUAUCUAACUGUUAAUGCGUUUAGGAUGUCGCAGCUCCGCCUUUUGUCAGCAAUUGCUGCGAUUAAUUACAAUCAGGAGGGGAACAUUUAGCUCGAAGUUCAAACCCUCGGGAUCCACCGUGAAAAUAUCUAAGGACGUUAUUCAGAGUCCGCGACACGGUCCAUCCAGUUUUCUUACGUGCAUCGGAAAAGAUUUUUUCCCUAGCCAUUUAAAACACGAUUGCAAACUCACUCUUAUACAGAGAACACCAGCAAACGAUCUCUGGAAUAGUAGGUGUAAUAGUCUGAGCUUUCGGUCUCGUACAGGAGGCCAGCGUCGGAGACUGAGAGCGCGGCAUCAAAUGAGCAGUGCAGAGGGUGGUAUUCGCGAUAAGCUGCGUCCCACGCCGUCUCACUGCGGCGUUACUGCGUGCAUCCUUAGCUCGAAAUUGGGUCUCGCCUCUUGGCCGCGGGAAUGGAGCAUAAACGGACGGACCGUAGAGGCGACCCGUUGUCUCAGGUCGCCACCCACACCCCGGAGGAAGGCCACGAAUUCAAGUCUCGAGCACGCAGAUAUUAGCGCGGGCCAGCGAUAAGACAGGGCGAGAACUGUUGGGGGCCUAGCCGUCUGACACCGACUCUAACAACAGACGCGUUGACAUACCCCCCCUGCUAUCGCGAGCUCCGUUACCGCGGCCAAGAGGUGAGACCCCAUUUCCAGCCGAGGAUGCACGCAGCCACGCCACCGUGAGACGGCGUGGGACUCAUCUUAUCGCAAAUACCACCUUCUGCACUCAUACCCCCCUCCCUUUCAUGGCUUGACUACAAAAACUGCUCAUAUGAUGCCGCAUUCUCACAGUUUGUGAUGAUGGCUUCCUGUACGAGACCAAAAGCUCAGACUAAUACACCUACUAUUCCAGAGAUCGUUUGUUCAUCUUCUUUUCAACAAGAACCUGGGAUUCGCAUAUUCGCUUCCAUCACUCUUAUAUUUUCCUGUUCAAGACGAGAUAUCGGCUACACGCUACCUCAGUAUAAUCAGGCUAAUGUGGUUUCUUAAGUGUCGUUUUUGACUUUUCAGUGAAGACCUUUGAUAAUGACGAAACCAGCCAAUGCAAUUCGAUCAUUUGAUUUUGCUUAUUUUGGCAGUGAGACUAAUUAGCUUAUAAGCCAGAUCUCCCAGGAGCGUAUCGUUGAGGACAUAUUCGGAAUAAGUCUUGAAUAACCUUCCCAAUGCCACUAGUAGGCCAGGGUCAUCAUUGUAAAUCGCAGGUAGUGCCCGAAAUACAUUCCCUUUUAGGAUUUUGUCUUCCCGAGUCAUCAAGUGGACUCUUUGAAAAUGUCUCCAUCAUUUCUCAAAUUGACGUUCUUAUAGCCUCUAUGGUUGCAGUUAAAUUAUCUUUCUGUAAAGCCUUAUCCAACUGUACAUAAUGAUUCACAAUGUUGAAUUCCUGGUCUUUUCUGAAGUAGCAGCGCUUCUUUGACCAAUUCGUUUUUACUUAAUAACCUUCGCGAUUUAAUAAUGAGAUGAACCAUGGUAGAUUCGCUUUCUUGAGCUUACAGUUAACCUGCAGUCGUUUAUAACUUUUCAGACAUUUCUCACUAGUCGUUCUUAAGCAUCCUUUGCUACAUUCUAACUGAGAAUUUGCGAUUACCAGACCGAACAGGGUUCUAUGCAAUUGAGGAAUCUGAUACAAUGAAAUCAGUAUGUCUUAUAGGAACUUAUAUUGGGACGUUUCUCCGCCUCUCCUUUGUUAGAUGGCUGACCCCUCAGUUUUACCUUGUUGGCACUCAUUCGCUUGCUUCCCUUAGAGCCACCACUUCAAGUCUCGUUCAAAUCGACACUUGACAAAAAGGCGUACCAGAAGAGACAGAAGAAAAGGCUAUUUUAGCUUUGGAAAGAGAGGAAUCUUGGAGAGUUUGCAGACACUUGUGCACAAAGAGCCAUUUUGCAAAGUUCAACUGGAUAAGUGGCUGAAUGAGCUUACCGUCAGUUGCCCUUAGCGGUCAAGGCGAGCAUCCAAGACACCGGUUGCCACGAAUUUUUUGGUCGGAAUGCAAAAUUAAAAAAAAAAAAACUUUAGCAAGGGAAACCAAGGAACUGGAAUAACAGCUCCAUCCAGUUUUAAUUCCAGAUAUAGUUGAUUUUAUACACCACUGACACUUGUAUAAAAUCAAGGUUGCCGACUUUUGUCUACAACGUCAUAUGAAGUUUGCCAAAAGAAAUUUUUUUCACUGUAUGAAUUAGAUUUUUAGUUGGGUUCAAUCACAUUAGGUUUUAUAAAGGUUCUAUUUAUAUUUCGCGCCCAAAGGUUGGGAAACAACAGUAUAAUGAUUGUGUGCUCCUUCUAUAACUAGUACAUAUAAGGCCAAUUUCAAACCCUAUCUGAAGAACAAAAUUAAGCACGAACCACCGACCAUCACAUCAUCGAUUGUGGCAAAUCGCGUUCCUAUGAAGGGUUAGAAUAACAGAUGCGAAUGAAUAUUUGGCAAACAUACUUACGUCUUCAGCGGUCUCAGAGAAUCAGUUGCAAUGGUUCCUCGUGAAUGUUGCCUACAUAGCGCUUCCACCUAGAUGGGAUCCAGAUUGCCCGCUUGUUUCUGUGAAAAUCUGGUCCAUCGUGAACGAGCCAGGCAUGUGUACCACGCACUAGCGUACAGUUUAGCCUUGUUAGUCACUGCACCACAUCCAGCCUCCGGUCGCGGUGACUUUGUCUUGCCACCGGGUGAAGGUGCGGCAGAUACUGCCCAAGUACUUUAUCAUUAUAAACUAAUUCACGCAUGUCACGGCCCUGCACCCGCAACCUGUGUGGGCAAACAGUGAACGUCGUCGUCCAAGACAGUCAGAGUUACACCCUUGUGUGUGUUGAAGUAAAAAUUAUUGGCUUUAAAUCAUAUACGUCGUCCGGCGGGGCCUCCUAGCUCAGGUGGUUAGAGCGUUGGCUGUACUAAAGCCUUCCCCUUACUGCGUGGGUUCGAAUCCUACCUAGGCGCCGAGUUUUUCACAGUUGGGCCAAUAUGAAUUAUUCAAAAUCUGCCAAAAUAUCUAUGAACUACGUGAGCCUGGUAGUCAUCUGGUGGAUUCUAGGUGAAUUACUUAGGAAAUCCUGCUUGGACAGUCAACUUACUGUAUCAGAGUUGGUGGAUUCCAGACAUUGCAGUAGGUUGGGCGGGUAACUUGGACCAAAUGUAAUUAGACUCGCGAGACCGGCUGGGCCUCGUAGCUCAGGUAGUUAGAGCGUUGGCUGUACUAAAGCCUUCCCCUUACUGCGUGGGUUCGAAUCCCAACCAAGGCGCCGAGUUUUUUACAGUUGGGUCAAUAUGAAUUAAAUCAUAUGCCCUGAGAACCCUGUGCUGCUAAUCACUUUUGCCUUUCCCGCGAUAAGUAUUUACUUUCACGAAAAUUUCUAUUAGCUUGAAAAUAUUUGGUAGUUAAGGUGAAAAUGUUUCUUGCUGUCCAUUAAUGACCAGAUACUGGGUAUAAGAACUGUAUAUUAUUCCCGUUUCUCUCAUCGUAAGUCGCUGUGCCUUAUGUUCUGCCGCUGUCAUGGAGAGACACCAACUCAGUCGACCGAGGUCAUCGUGGUUAUCUAUGGUAGCGCAUUCCUUUACCAUGGGAAUGGAAAACCACGUUAUACCUUGGUGGUGGGGGAUUCUGCGACGUGACCUGCUUCAGACGUCUAUGCCGGCGCCCUUAGUGAUUUACCCGAUUGCGCUCGUUCCCUGAUUCUCAUCUACCUGUUUGAUUUAUUUAAACCUGAGUACCAAACGGCGCAUAUCCAAGUAACCGGCCAAAGUGCAUGCGAGCCCUGCAAGUGUAUGCGUCUGAUGAGAAAUUAGUGAACAUGUACAUUUCUUCGCUAGACUGUCCAGCCUAUUUUUUUACAACUCAGGUAACACUGAAGCACAAAAAGCCUACGCCAACGUGUGAACAUUUUUUGUCUUGGCAGCACAUUUUAGUUAAAUCUUGGAUAUUUUGGAAUACGAGUUACAACCUGCACUGCUCUUUGACUUUUUUCGAGGUUAACAAUGAGGUAGACAUAGAUAAGUGUGAGGUUUUUAAUUCGUAUGGAAUUAUCUUGAGACGCGACUUGAAACGCCUGAAACGCAUAUAAAUGUUUCAGUUUAAUGUCUUUAACUUCAGUGGAAUAUCAACCUGCUGCUCGCAACUGGAAAGGUUGCAGGAGUAUAAAAGACACUUGACACUCCUGAGAGCAAGGCCAUAAGUUCAUAUUUUUGAUUUUUACCACAAAUUACGACAACAAAAUCAAGAAAGGCUGCCUUUCAUUAUCACCCCUCGUCCGCGGCAUGCGAUUGUCAGACAAAGUAGAACUAUAACUCAAGAUUUUAGCUUAAAAGUGUGUGAACAUGUCAAUAAUGAUGUAGACGUUUUACAAAAAGGGACAGUGGAAUAGUCACUUCUGACUUGUAUACCAUAAUCUGCUAGCUAUAUUUCGAUCUCAGGCUGUACAUCAGAAGUUCGAAUCCAAAUCAGCUGACCAUUGAGGAGCGCUCUUAUUGUCGCAAUCAAGGCUGAGAUCGGAUGUACCGCGUAGGGUUUAAGUAUUAGUGACUGAUGCCGGUAUAAAAGCCAGAAACGACUAUUUCCUUGCCUCAAUAAGGGCUUUAAAUUAAGCCAAAAUUUGAAGUGGAUGGUAGCUUAUCCUGCGAUCUGCACGGCGAAUGCCGUUCCCGCGAUAGUACAUAUUUCCCUUCGCAGUCGAAUGGACAACGGACCCUUUGGCUCAAGUGGUGAAACGUUGAACUUGACGCUCGAUAAACGAAUAAGGCGCGUUCGAAUCCCAGUUUAUGUAAAUCUAGAGCUUGGUGUGACGGCUGACGAUAACUCAUAAACCCAAAGUGUUUAUCCCAAUCUCCCGUGUUUCUCUCGGCAUUGCCUACUAAUAAGACAGGUUCACAUUAAUUUGAACUGCCGCCCCUGGACUCUUUGCACUGAAAAUCAGAGAAACGUUACGUGUUACGCAGUUAUCCCAAAGACCACAUUCACACGAUUUCUCUUGGUAUUCAUUCUAAACAAUGACAUCACGCCAGCAAUCUUAAAUCCCACAUUUUACGCAAAUUACUCAAAUUGGGAGUGACAUUUCUGAAGUGUUGGCAUUUGCUGUUAUUGUGCACACCUUCCGUUUUUAAAGCGAUGGGGGUACUUUGACAAGUGCAUAUGGUUACAAUCAUUCCUUAUCGGACCGGCACAACUAUAGCGGGAUUUUUUAUGGUUUAAUGUUUAUUUCGAAGAAAAUAAUCAGAGGGCUGGAUGUACUCAGGUCCUUAUGGAAACAGAAAGCGGAGAAGGGACGAACAAUAUCACUGGAGGAACCACGUCUGAAAUUAGCAUCCUAUUUGUGUGUGUGCGGUAGCUUAAUUGGCUUUGACCCAUGACGGCCGCAGGGUAUGUACCAAAGUCACCUUUGCAUAGAGAGCCGGCCUGAUUGUCGUUGCCUUCGCCGUCCCAGGCACGCAUUAUAUUAGUGCCUUCUGACAGUUUACCGACACUAGACAGAUUAUUUGGAGCACAGGUUAAACAUCCAGCUGCAUAUGAAUGCUACAGAUUAUAAUUUAAACUUUCUCCAUCCUAAACUAUACUGACACUCCACUCCAAGCUUUGCUACCAGCUUGACCAGAGAAAUAAAUGAUGGAGUUAAUGGAAAUAGCGGAAAUCUGUGGUAGAAACACGUCCUUUCUUCCAUGGCGUAGUAUUACGUUUGCAAAGAACAGCAUUUGUAGUUUAUUACCUGAAGAGUUUUGGAAAUUGGCGUAAUAUUAUCUAUACGUUUAUGAAGUCUCAUACUGUAUUACCCUGCAACGGAGGAAACCUUUAAACGUGUUGUAAUUUUAGUAGCUUUUGUAGGCUUUUAUAUACGCUUUACGUUAAAUCAUUCGAGAGGCGAAUGCCGCUUUUUCUGCUGCAACUAUCACCUAUAAUAAUGGACUCCUGUGCAAAUUCGAAAGCCUGGAGCAAUAAACAAACUGUUUCGUGCUCUAACGAUCUUCUCCUUACGCAUAAGUCAGUUUGAAGGUUACUUUAACGGAACGAAGAUACGAUGACUACCGAAACUACGGAUACUUACUUUUGUCAAUCAGUUAGCAUUUUUAUCACUUCAUAUUGACGUUGGCACUAUGCAGUGUCAUCAAAACAUCUGGCAUAUCUUUGUCAGCUGACUUCUGUCACAGCUACUUUUUAUGACUCUUGAAUUUGGUCCUAUUAAAUGCUUAUGACCGUUUUUCACCCAUUCAUUAUCUAUCUAUGUCGAUAAGGCUAAAAUAGUUCAGUGAAGAGGAUUGCGCACUACCGCAAGGAAGCUUAUGUUCUUCAUCCUCUCCCAACUGUUUGUCUAAGUUUGUGUUUGCAAAUAAAUUUACUUUUCAUUAUCCACAGCUCUUAUAUCUACAACGAGUUGUAAAUCGAUAAAUCAGGAUUUUUCUAGUAAUUAUUCCGUGUAUAAGCAGAUUGUAUUUAAAUAUUUUAGAAUUGUUUCCCGGCCUCGCAACCCGACAAACUGCAGGACCUCAAGUCAACGGUGGACCUCCUUACCAGUAUCACCUUCUUCCGCAUGAAAGUACGGUAACUGUUUCUGUGUGUAUUUUUCGCUCCUCUAAUUAGAAUUGAAACCUUGUCCAAUUUGUCCCCUAGAGAACUGUAGGUAGACGCUGUCAUUUUUUCUCUCUAUCCUAAAAGGACUUUUGUGAUAUCGGACUAUAAAUCUUCUUCAGGCAACACGAUUUUCAUCAUACGAACCAGUUUUCUGAUUCAGUUGCCCCACUUUAUAUCGAUCCAAAUUGUCGUGUGUCAAUUACUGCUCUCAGCCGCAUGUUAUGCUUCCGUUCAGGGCAAUAGCGGAUUUGGGUGAGGCGGGGUAACAAUGAAUUGCGGUUUCGGACUCUUCAUAACUAAGGCCAAAUAAACAGCCAAUGUUUCCGGAUUCUUUCAAAUGGAAAAGAACGCAUAAGCAGAUACCUAGUGGUCACUGCCUUCGCUACUAUUUAUCGCCGUCACGCAAACACUGAGACGUUUCCAAACGAUUUGUCUUGGCGCUUGGAGCUGUCUGGAAAGAAAAAACUUUUUAAUCAAAAAUCUUGGUUUAUAAAAACGUUUCUGGUGGAAUGAGCUUGUAGAUUUAACUUCCCACGCCUUGUACAGUACGGGCAACAAAAUAUCGCCUAAAUAUCAGUAUCAUGCUCUCAGUUAUUAAUAAUAGGGUUGCUUGCAUAUUUGUCCAAUUAAUUUUGUUUCAAAUGUAUAAGACAUGUAAGUGACCUUAGUGAGCUAUUAAAGUCGCAAAUUAAGCAACGGAAUGGUGCGUUCUAGUGCAAGUACGCAACUUGUAAUGCUGCUAUCUGUAGAGGAUGGUGGGUUCAAGUAUGAAAUCAUUACUUUGUCCCUGCUUUUGUGGUUGAGGAUAAAAGAGAUGGUGUAUGAGAACCAGCGUUUAUUUAAUAAACGUAGGAGAGAGUUUAAUCCAAGGUGACCUUAUGCAGUCAAACUUUUCUUACUGGUUACGCCAGUAGUUGAAUUGGAUAGACGGGAUUGUAGAGAAUGUCGCGGCAUGAGUGCACUUUUAACCAUGGUUCUCAGUCCCACUUGGUUGUAAAUUAUGUCAGGCAGUCUGAGCCUUGAAAAGCGCCCAUCUGCCUUUUGAGUAGGCUCGUGGCCUAACCUCAUUUGCAGACUCAUUCUUCAUAAUGUUUUUGUGAGAGAGAUGAGCGGCUGUGCUCACUGAGGGAUAACGAGAACUGAUGAAAAUGUAUUAGCGUUGGUUCUCUUUUGCCGACACACUAAACUGGGCGUCAACCGAUCCCCUUGGCUGGCCAUGUGUAAACCUCUCCAAGGAAUAUUACUGUUGGGAACGGGCAGUUUCAUGGCAUCUGCCAGGCUGUUCUUGGCACGCUUUCACUCCGGCUGUCUUGACGAAACCUGUGGUUUUCUCGUCUGGAAUAGAAAUGGGUUUGAUUUGAAAUGCAUCUAACGAGGACAAGCUGACAUCUUUUCAAAGUAAUUUAGGUGACCUUUGGAGUCAAAGUAACAUGCAAGUGGAAGUAUGACUGCAGUAAGGCUGACCUCUGCGAAUUUAUUCAGCAGGACGCGCAUUCCUUUCAUGUAAUUUUUUAAAAUAAGAGAUGAGUAACGCAUGCACCAUCUUUCGCGUGGGACCAGUUAUAUCAUCAUCUAUGGUUUAAACGGCGCCUGGUGGCCGGACCAGAGGAAGUUAAAACGACUGGUGUCUGACCCAGUUUCUGGCAUCAUCAGGAAACUUCUCUGCGAAAAUUGACUUCCAAGUCAGGCGUUUAGAAGACGGACCAACAUCACACAUCUUAACUUCAGAUGAUGCUGAUGUUAUGUGCUUUAUCUAGAGCGUGCUGAUGGUUUCCAUUGUUUGUCUCUAUUGAACUUAAAACUGAGUCAAAGUGUAAUCGAUUAUCCGUGGUUCGGACGGUCUCUUGUGCAGGUAGUGGACAAAUCUCAACAUUGUCAUUAGUCGGAGGUGGUUAGUACGAUAAAAGACCCAAAUCCACUUCCCGCCUGAACAUCCGCCUCGACAUUUUUUGCCGCUGCAGUACUGUUCAUCUAGGAUAGCGCUUCGCCCUGGGGUGCAGAAACCAAGUCGCCUUCAUAUUUUGCAGUCAGCCGCCCGAGGUUCGACUACUUGUCAUCUCACCAUGCCAAAGGAAACAGUAGAUACAUAACAGUCCGGGUCAACAGAGUUACGGGGAUACCAAAACAUUAGCUGAACUAGGCCUAAAAAUCCUCUUAUGAAGCAACCCAACUUAUCAGAACAUACAAACGCAAGCACAAACGCCCACACUGGGCAGUUGGCCCACGGGUUAGUUCUACCGAAUGACACAUCAGCCCCUCCCUAUAAAAUUCAUCUCUGCCUGAUUACCUGCCAGGUGUAUGUGCGCACCCAUAUCUUUGACUUUCCAAACCACAAACAGCCAACUACCUGACCGACUGCAAGAUUACUAAGCUGGUUAGACCUGGUCCUUGGAAAAACUGCACGGUGUGGUUGUCAAUGUGUGUGUGCUUGUGUGCUUCCAGUCCCAGGUGACUAGCAGGCUAUGACCGGCUGAAAGUGUCAGGAAUUGUCUCGAAGCAUCAUCUGUUUCCCGGUUUGCUUCUCUGCGGCUCGACAAAUCGUUACAUCUUUGUGGUACUAUCUUUCAACAGGUAUACUACUUAUCUUGGUCGGCCAGAUGAUCAGCAUGCAUCUUUUGUCGUUGUUAUCUCUGAUGGUGGAUUAAAAACAGAAAUUCAGAACUUCGAACGGUAUCCUUGAUGAGGAACUGUUGCGUUUUGCCAUAGCACGGUUUCGUGUUACCAAACUCGGCUUUACAUUUUAAGUGAACAACCAACGUUGCUUUCGUCAUCAAAGUUUUCCUUAAGAAAAUUAAUUAUGUACAAAAUCCAUUACUAGAUACUUAUGAGCCAAAAUCCUUAAGAAUGCAUUUUUGCCUAUUGGUGUGUGAUCGUGCAAAACAGGUUGUCCAAACUUUUAAGUCGUCUGUUCACUUUUUUGACUUAAGUCAACUUCUGUAGUUGAAAAUCCCACCUUCUUUCCUCAGGUAGUUCUUGUCCAUUUGAUAGGAUUAUUAGAACAGUGCUUUCAUAAGACGUACUUCGUUGUUUAUAUCGUCUCUAAACGUUAAUUUUGUCAUUUGUCAGCCAAAUUAAUCACCAAUUCCGAUUCAUUUUACUGUCACUGUGUUAACAGCCAGAGCCAGCUUUGGAGAAUAUUGACGGCGUUAUUUGCAACAAGGCCCUACUACAGCGUUUUCAUAUUCAACUGAAAUUAGUACGCCUUUCAAUGUUUUUUUUUCAGGUUCAAGAGCUAACAAGCCCACCCCGGGCCAGCCAGGUUGUAAAGGAGUGCGCUCAGGCCUGCAUGCAGACCACUUAUCAGUUCCUCUACGAAAAUGCGAACGAUCUCUAUGCGCGGCAGUUUCAGGUAGAUAAUUAACGCAAGCAUCUGUUAGCAUAAUUUCUGUGUGUAGAAGUUUUCAUCCUGAAGCGUGCCAAAAUAAAAUGGUUAUUUUUGGAACUUGCUUAUUAAGUCCUCAUAGUAUUUGAAGGGUCACCAGACCCCGAUGAUAUACAAUACGUCUACAGUUGCUGAAACCGGCGUGUCAACAGUCCCUUUCUACCGAGCAUUUCCCAGUUCGAACUCCACUUUCUCCGAAAGCAGUUGCCCUCUUUACUUCACUGUAAAACUGCUUCUGCUAUUGAUAAUACACCUGCAUUAGGAAUCAGUCUAAGUAAAGGAACACUUUCGCAUAUGUCGUCACCACGUUUUGUUUGUGGUUAAUGUUUUAAGUUGAUGGCCCAAUAACAGAGGCCGGGGCGCAGCCAAUCAACCAUUAUGAACCUUUGGGCAUAGCUUGCUUUGGCUCUCGAAAAGGCAAAUCUUGGAAAUCAGCAUAUAGUAAACUAAUCAUAUUGCAAUAGUAGAAUGGCGCUCACCGAUCGUUCUUACAGAACCCACUCGUUCCGUUGUUCUUUACGGGCUCUCUCUCGAGCCCAACCAGUAGCUGCACAGCGGCGCAUGAUAUAGGCAGAAUGCUAUUACCGACAAAGACAAGGGAGACUGGAAUGGCCAUUUGUGGACUAUUAGCCGUUGUGAGCCAGUCAUACCCAACCCGGGCGUGUGGAACACCCGAGGCUCGAAUUCGCGACCUGUUAGUUAAAUGUCCACGCCUCUAAUCACUGGACCACGGGCCCGUUGUCCUGUCGGUUGCGAUCUGGAAUAUACAACAGCAGAGAGGCGCUCACAGAUCGUUCUUCCAGAACUCACUCUUCCCGUUGUGCCUAACGGGCUCUCUCUCGAGCCCAACCAACAGCCACACAGCAGCACAUGAUAUAUGCAGAAUGCUAUUACCGACAAAGAUAAGGAAGACUGGAAUGACCAUUUUGGCUUAUUAGCCGUCGUCAGCCAGAAAUGGUCAUUCCAGUCUCCCUUGUCUUUGUCGGUAAUACCAUACUGCUUAUAUACAUAUUGCCAUUCGAACACUUAAGAAGUCGUUAAUUUGCGUCAUGAGCUCGUAUGACAGUGACGUCCAGUCGGUCGAAUAAUUCAAGAGGACAUGCCCCAUUUAGUUUUGCCGUGGAUUUAUGCCAAGUGUCCUCGUACACGGUCCCGUAUUGACAAACAGUACCAAUAGAGAAAAUGUGAACAAAGACGAUGGCGAUUUAAAUGAACUUUCUAGACUUAACGACUGACGCCAGCUAGCUUUACCAUAACCUAAAAUCUGGAUAGCAUAAGAUUCUAAUUCAGAGUUGUUGUUCAUUGGGCAUUUCAUAUUAAAAAUAUUCACUAUGCCGAAAAACACAGCGCCACUAGGAGAUGACGUUUUGCCUUUCUACCUUAAAUUUUACGAAAGACAUUAAAUGGGAAGUCAGCCUGAUUGUCAAAUACAAUUUAGGAGAACGCAUAAUUGCAGUUGUUGAAUACCCAUUAAUUAGCCAAGACCAAAGAAAAAGGGCCUGACGGAAGAAAUUUUUCUUACGAUAGACUUGCAAUUAACUGAUUUUCCGUCAUUUUAAAGGUAAGCUCCGGCUUUUAAAGUCUUGCAGGAUACUGCAAACGUGUAAGUUGUUUUCAGUAAAUGUGGAUUGUUGUGUUAAGCUUAAAAGGCUUGCGUGACGGCGCAGUAGCUCCCUUAAACAUAUUUCUUGUGUUCUUACGAAUCCAAAAUAUACAUAAUAUGAAAUAUGACGAACCGAUAAUCACGGAGGGAAUAGAGGGUUUUGUGACAUCUAGGUAUCUCUUGAUAUGGUUGGAGGAAGUGCUGAUUAUUGCUAUUGUGUUGCAAUUUAGGAGAAGAUCUCCACAGACGAAACCGGACCUUCAUUGAAAUCACUUGACUUCUGGCAUCGUUUGAUCGCACUUCUUGUUUCUGUCAUCGAAGAGGACAAAACGACGUAUGCGACAGUGAUAAAUCAGUGAGUCACUUACAAGAAUAACCAGCCAGUUAGUCGCUUCUUCCGCUAUUUCGCACGCGAUACGAAUUUCUAAUAGCCUGUAUUUUGGGUUGCAAAAUUCUUUUUCCUGCCAUUUACCGCUCCUGCAACGGGCUACGCGAGAGACGUGCUUGGACUACCAGGGAGGCUAGAUUGGGGCGCUGCGUGAGUUAAUCUGUUUCGCAGAGUACGUGCAUCCCAAAACAAAUGCCACACAUUGGGAUGCGGUGGCACCCCUACGUGUAGGAUCAUACCACGCCAACCGCUUGCGCCCAAACCCGCUUCAGACAGUUCGGACAGUGGAUUGAGGAAUCGCUUCCCGCGGAACUUGAGCUUACACCUCACUGUAAAAAUCUGACGCGCUAAAAGUUGUGGCUUAGAAGGCUGCCAACUGACAGGAUAAAUCGCUCCUCCCAGGAUGGAGACUGAAGCUACAAUGGUCCUUUUCGAAUGUUGCCUCCAUGUCAAUCCCACUUAGAUGGGACUUUAGUCUCUUCCUUUUCUGUGGAAAAACAUGGGACAGGUCUCUGGAACCAGGCCGUUCGUGCCGCGCGUAGACGGGCCGCUUAUUCUUGUCAGCCACUGCACCCCAACUCGCCUCCCGUCGUCCUAACUCUGCCUUGUCAGGGAGCCCAGAGUUGGAAGGGAGGAAAGGGUGCGUUGGGUGCUACGCAAGUCUGCUAUCACUAUAAACUAAUUUACUCGCAAGUCACUACCCUGCACCGGCCAUUUUAGAGGGCUCACGAUGGACACCGUCGUCCACGACGGGCGAACUACCGAAAGUGCGAAUUAGCUGCUAUUAGACACAGGGCAUGACUUCACACUGAUCUACUGAAAUCUAAGGGCAAAAGACUAGCAGCCCAAUAACUCUGCACUUUGGUUCAUUUUUGGUCCUGUUUCAACCAGAUCAUUAGAAAGUACAGUAAGUGAUCGACCUUAUGAAAUGUUGGCUGAAAUUCUGAAAUGCGUUUUCAAUUAGAAAGGAUUACUUAGACGCGGUUGUAAUACUGAUUAUCUUGUGGCGUAAUCCUAUCAUAGUUCGGACUCGGCAGGUUGUCAGCCUUUCAAUACGCUGCAUUUCCAUCUGCUAUGGAAACCGUGCUCGGUAAAAAUGACUAAUUAAGUAGCAUGCAUUUUCCCAUUGAUUUUCGAUGGCCUUACCUGAUCACUCGUUGCAUUAGCGCUUAGUGAUUUCAGUCCACAAGGUUCAUGCGUUCCGCGUAAAGAAAAUCAUAUUUAUUUUCUAUGCCUUUAAAAAGAUAUCAUACAGAGUCCAUAAAAUUUUGCAAGGGAUGCGAACUAUGAUGUAUAUUUCAUGAGGAGCUGUGGUAAACGGCCAGGUACGAUGCUUUGUGAAUGGACAUUGUGGGGUCUUAAAAUAAUAUAAUGAUUCGAAACUUUUUAAAGCCUAAUUAUACUCACUCCUUCAGUAAUAAAUAUAUAAAGGCGUGAUUCUCUAUUAAUUGAGUAAAAGAAGGCAUAUUUUUGUUUAUGGUUUCUAUUUGAAUUUGCAAGACCAUCGAAAAUCAAUGGGAAAAAUGCGGGCUACUUAAGUAGUCAUUUUUGCCCAGAACGGUUUCCACAGGAGAUUAAAAAGCAGUGUAUUCAAAAGCUGACAUCCUGCCGAGUCCGAAAUAUUGAAUUAUGUCAUAAAGUACUCAGUAUUACAAGCGCGCCUAAGCAAUCCUUCCUAACUGAAAACGCAUUUCAAGAUUUCAGCCAAAAUUUCAUGAGAUCGGUCACAUACUGUAAAUCAUGUUGCGUCUUUCAGGAAAAAGACAUUUUGAGGCGUACUUUCAAUCACAGUCUAAUGUCCGAGUGACAGGUUUUUACCACAUCAUUGCGCGACCAGAUUUUGUCCUAUUUUACUCUAUUCUACCUGCAGAUGACAUCUCUUAAAAAGUAUCCCUUAGGCUGACCGGCACACGCUUCCCACAAUGAUAAGCUAAGAAGGAAUGAGCAGGUUGCGAACAGCUGGAUAUACUAUCAAUUUACAAAUCGUCCCUUGCAGUGAGGUCAGAAAAAUAAUUGCACGAGCAUUUGAAUGAUGAACAAACAUGUCAUCGCUCAGCUUUCUCCUGCAUUCGUUUUCCCGUCUAUCUUAUUACCUGGUUUAUGCGAUAGCGGUAGCGACUUGUCUGCAUAGUCUGUCAGCGCAUAGAACGAGAGUCGUUGAGCCUGUGCGCCAGCUGUGCAACUCGAUGAGUAAAUAGUUCGUCCGCUCGUCUCUGACCAGCUUUUAUUUAAUCCAUCUGUUACCACCCUGCACUUGGUACAGUCAGUGGCCAAUCCCAUGAAAUGUAUGCUAACAUUCUGAAAUGGGUUUCCGAUUAGGAAGGACUACUUCAGUGGAAUUGCAAUACUGAUUACCUUGAGGCAUAAUUUUAUAAUAUAUCGGACUCGGCAGGAUGUUGGCUUUUGAAUACACUUCUUUUUUUAAUCCCCUGUAGAAACCGUACCCGGCAAAAAGAGACUGCUUAAGUAGCAUGCAUUCUUCACAUUGAUUUUCGGUUGUCUUUUAAAUUCAAAUAUAUUUUAUAAAAAGCAUAAAUACACAUGUUCUUUUGCUCGUUUGAUACAGAAUCAUGGAAUCUUUAUAUUCUUUAAUCAAAAAAGAGUAUAAAUAGGUUUUAAAAAAGUUUUCUAAUUCCCUAAUUAUUUGGAGUCUGAUUAGCCGUGACAGUAGCGCUUAAUGAUUUCAGUCUGCAAGGUGCAUGCUUUCCACGUAAAAAAAUCACAUACCUCCCUAUGCCUUUAAGAAGAUAUCAUAUAGAGUCCAUGAAAUUCUGUAAUGGAUGCGGACUAUGUUGAACAUUUCAUGAGGAGCAAUGGUAAACGGACUCGUACGAUGAUGUACGAAUGGGGUAUUACUACCUCACCUAAGUAAUCCUUCCUAUUUGGAGACGCAUUUCAGAAUUUUGGCCAGCAUUUCAUGAGAUCGUUCACUCAAUAUAGCAGGGAGAUAAUUAGGAUAAGCUUAAUUAACCAGUUUGUUUAAAUGGCAUAUAAACAUUGGUCGUUAAGUAUGAGACUUUUCCGUUGGUAAAGUUGCUCUAGUAGACUCUGUUUUCUUUUCGAUUUGCCCUUCAACUUACCUGUUAUAAUUAGCUUAAAAAUGGUCUGCAUUAUCAAUGUAGCAAGUCAGCGCCAUGUGAUAACUUUUCCUCUUUAUUCUACAGGUUUCCACAGGAAGCAAACAUCGGCUACAUUUGCGCCACUUGUAUGUGGACCAGGCUUUCUGAGGACCUGUCGGUUGCGCUUGAACAGCAUGCGAAGGCCAAGGAGCGCUACUGCAAAACCUCUGAAUACAUGAAUUUGUGCUUCAAAGUCAAAUGGUUUUACAAAACGCAUAUAGCGGAGGUCCCUGAAAUGCAAAACCAGAUCCCUUCGUAUCCUGUGUGAGUUGCCGAGCCUUGUUGACAUCUAGAGGUUACUCACCUGCACGUUUGACAAGACGGAGAUAAACGCUCCCACGUGACAUUGCCAGCCUCGUGCAGAAAUUGGCUAAUGCCAGACCAGAUGUCAGAAUGUUAGACAGACUUAAGCUCCAAGUCACGUGUCGGUUUUUAAGAGUAGAAAGAUUGAAUUUUUACCUAGAAUUAGCUGUUGGCUCCGUGUUGUUCAUAAAACUAUAACAUACAGUUAAGUAAGGUAUCACGAUGACAACAACUUAAGCAGGAUUUGGUGUUAACGUCCACGUGAUGUAGGUGCCCAGUCCUACUAAAUGAGCUGAGUCUCUUGAGAUCAAAUUUCGAAAUAUAGCCACAAGAAUAUAUUUUGUUGAGAUUUAACCAAACAUGGUUAUAUGCGGAAUGCCUCCUACUCUAAAAGCCUUUUGGUUGCUGUCGAUUACUUCAUGUUUCUGGCAAUAUUUUUCCAGUCGGUCAACUUUCUCUUAGAUGGGCUAAUAGAUUUUAUUGGAAAAUGAGCGAUCGUCCGUGAAUACUGAAGUGUAUUAACCUUGACAAAAAGUUCCAGUCAAACUCUGUGUUAGCAGCAGCGAAAUGUUUGAGGGAUUUUAGUCUAAUCUAGUAUAUUUAAAAAUGUUUAAAUUCCGUAAUCGCUAAACCUCAUCUCUGCACUUUACCCUCAUCUGAUUUUUGUGAAAAACGGAAAUGUUGAAGUCCCGGAAGUCUUGAAUCGACGCGGUUUCCAUCAAAGGCAAUGUUUCGCCCUGAGAAUUUGUUGAAGAUAUGCAAAAUGCAGCUCUCGCACUCGAGCCUUUCCAACUCAUCCUCCUAACAUACGUAACCCAAAAACGCCAACUAUGGGCACCCAGAGAAGCGAGAUUGUCUCAGUGAUGAGACAUGUGUUGGAUUUAAAACAGUCAAAAAUGGGCUGUCAGUAGGGAAUUAUUAGUGAGCUAAGAGACAAGGGUGUUGCCAGAACACUACAGUUAAGUAAAAAGAUCUCUUAAAAUUAAUGCCGAUCUUCUCAUCAGAUGAAAACCUAUACCUAUGCCAAUUAUCGGCUCUGCGCAAUAAAAAGGUGCCCUCCGGAAUAAAGAUUCCAAGCAGACAGCCAGCCUUUAACCUUUGGUAACAAACGCUGCAUCACGGCUGCCCCAACCCUGAAACUUACCUUAUUGCCUUGGCACCCCCCAGCCCAAACCAUCUGCAUUUCCCCACACGAACAUCAUAAACGCGUAAAGCUGGUUGACCAAUAUGCCCUGUAAAUAUUUUGUUGGUUUCGACACGUGGUUUAUUGGGCUGUGUGCAAAGAAGGCGAGAAGUCCAAACGGUACAGGGUAACGCACUGUCGGAGGAUACGAAUCGACCGAAGUCGGCUUCGAGGACGAAUUGUUUCGCAAUUUCUAUUUCCGAUGAUUCGCUCUCUUCAUUCCAUUGCAAAAAUGUGCAUUCUAAGUACAUGAACGAAACAGAUUUUAGUCGGCAGUAACAUGUCUUUUAUGCGCGUGUUUAUCACCGCCUGGACAAGGUUCAAAAUCAUCCAGUGAGCAGCGAAGCUGGUCAUUAGUAUUUACGAUGCACAUUCUGCUGACAAUCCGACACCACGCAUGUCUGAGUUUCUCAGAAAGCGGUUAAAGAUUGAGAUGUCCUUCUGAGCGCGUCAGAAGGAAGUCCUUGUAAAUUUGCCUCCCAUAAUCGCCAGGCCUAGCAAAGACGAAGAUACGAAGUGCAUUGAUGAUCAAAGAACAGACCGCUAAUAAGAGUACCAGUGACAGUGACAAGGUAGAUGUCCCAAAAAAUUAAAGGAUCACUUUUGACUGAGUUGUUGUAGCCUGCCAUUCUUCCGUCGAGUUAGAUCAGCAAGUCUGAAAUGGAAGGACAGUAGCAGGGUGACAACGGGGGUACUUUCGAAUUCCUUGCGUAGAAUGACAUCAUCCAGUUAAAAACCAGCUUCACCUCCUUGGAUUUUGCAAAUGGAUUUUCGAUGCGUCAUAAAAUUUUUCUAAUCAAACCCAAAUUAAUGCACUUUUUCGACCGCAACGCUCGUUUUGUCGGCUGUUGAUACACUUAUGUCCUAACCAAGUGAAAUAAGUCUCAUCUCAGGCUAACAAACGAUACCCAGACACAGACUUUGCGAUACUUAGAGACUAAAGACACACAUGUUUAUGUGCAUCCGUUUAGCGAAAUUACAGGACCGUAAAAGCAUGGAGAUACAGCUAUUCCACGUUACUAAACCUGUGCAACAAAAACCUUCCUCAAAGUUCUGGGAUGAGAAAACAAGCAUGAUGGUAUGUCUUUAAAAUAGAAAUCUGUUAUGUUCUCUGAGUUAUCUUGUUGUGGACUGAAUCAUUUUUCGGAGUUUCCUCAGGACAAACUGCGUUUCAAACGUAAGAAGGCAGGACUAAUGGUUUACGCUGCUAGACAGAAAGGUACAAAUGUUAAUAAUUUAUGGUUUUUUUGCGAUUUUGUGACCUGCAGCUGGUUCGAACCUUUUGUGAUGCAGUGGCUCAACGAGAACGACGAGAUUUCUAUGGAUUUUCUACGCAACGCCUACCAGCGGGACAAAAAGGAUGGGUUUCAUCGGUCCAGUGAGCACGCGCUCUUCUCCAAUUCCGUGGUAGACGUUUUCACCCAGCUAAACCAGUGCUUUGAUAUCAUGAAGAAACUAGAGUGCCCUGAUCCGGCAGUGAACGCGAGGUUCAUCAACAGAUUUUCUCACGUCAGUAUUUUCCUUUUUUAGAAUCGAACUGAUACCCACUGUUGACCAUAACGCACAAGCAAAGCUUUGCAGGCAUAUUUUCAUUACGUUUUUUGCCUCCGUCUUUAAUUGCUGCUUAAUAGAAGAAUGCACGCUUUUGUCUUAAAAUGAAUAUAUAGUAAAGGAAGGUAUCUCUAAAUCCAAGUAUUAAUUUACAUGUUACUGAAGUGAAGAAACCGUUUUUAAAAGACGGCUUAUAACAAUUAAACAUGUAUUUCUUACGUAUCCUGUAGGCAACCGUGUUCCGGUGAGAUUCAUACGGGCUCUAAAAAUGUCGUAUGCGGGUGUUCAACACCCCGGGGGGGGUAGGUGUGACUGGCUGACCACGGCUAAUAAGCCAGAAAUGGCCAUUCCAGUGUCCCUUGUCUUAGUCAGUAGUAGUAUUCUGCCCAUAAUAAGGUUUGUAAUAUAGAUUAUCGUGCAGCAUAAUCCCUAGAUAUUUCAGUCAGGCCAGGAUGCCCUCCUCCAGCCUCCUGUACUCCGCGCAAAAUGACUACUUAAGCUGUAUAAUUUUCUCCAUUCCUCUGCUAUACAGUAUGCGCGAAUUCCAAUAUCUUUUAUAGAAAACAUGCUCAGAAUAGGCCUUUAAUUAGUAUUUGCGCUGAGACCAUCAUUAGGUUACUUCUUUGCAUGUUAGAAAAUGUUUUUUUAAAUAAAAGACUGACUGCGAAUUGGCGCGAAUUCCUUACUCGUUUAAUUCCAAGUUGAGCCGCGUUGUAAACUUAUUUGUCAAAUUCGACUUUCAAAGGUCCUGUCAGCAGGACUGGCCCCUUAUUUCUGGAGCGAUUUUUCUAGUAAAGACGCCAAAGACAGACUUAUCUUGAACGGACUUGAGGUUUAAGCUGCUCUCUGCCCGUUUUGACUUUGUUAUUACUACUACCUGCGUGAAUUGACGUUUAAUUGUGCCCACUGGCGGCCGUAGGUUAAUGCAAGUCCAUUUUCAGGCAGAACUUGUAGCUCACAAUCAAACUUGGUCUCUGCAUUUUUUGUUGCAAUUGAUGAGCGCAUACCUUACGCUUUUGGCAACAUCUGCUGCCUACGUAAUCCCCUCUUCCUAGGGUCCCAUUUAGUCCUGUCAGAUGCAACCACAGCCUCUGCGCUUACUGAUUAAGAAAUCUAAAUUUGGCACACACGCCCCCUACCAGAGAGCCGGUAGUUGCCGUCCUGGAUUACCCCAUAGAUUCUAAUUUCCUCUCAGCAAUUCCUUCCGCAGGCAAACUCAAGCGACUCGAGACUACCCACAACCGAGUGUCUAUUGAGAAAAUGACGAGGCAAGACAGGAAGGAGAACUCUUGAAACUCUGGGGGGUGGCUAUUUUCUGCUUAGGGAUUUUUAAUUUGGUAGAGAGCGUACGAUGGUCGAAAAAAGUCGGCAUCCAGUUGCGUAAUCAAAAUGCUUCGUGCUUGAAUAGCAAUUUCCUCCAGUGUUGCGGAAAUUGCGAAUUACAAGGUCUGUUGCAGAUCCCAUGCAUUUUAAGAAUAAACCAAAUGCGUAGCCCACUUUUACGCAGUACUUCAAUAUUGAUUCUGUGUGCCAGCCUUACCCACUUUAGCUUGCCAUCCAAACGUCUCAAUAAAUAUUUUACACCGGAGAGUCAGGCAGGGCACAGGAAUAUGAACCCUCACAUACAACAGGUGGUUUUGCACUCGUCAUCAGGGUGUGUCAGGGUGAGGAUUAGGAUUAUGGUGGUUAGUGUUAGUGUUAUGAGAGUUAGUGCCGCGGCUGUUGCCCGAAGGAAAGUUAGGACACGUGAAUAGGCGCCCCCUGGAAUUUCGCACAGAGCCACAUGUGAUGCCGGGGAUCCAUAUUCCCGUCUCCAACCGGACACCAUCCUGAUGUUUUGCGUAGGGUCGUUAUAGAGCUUUCAGCUUCUAAUUUUCUCUAAAAAAACAUUGAAUGCCAACUGAAUUUUCGCAUCUCUGAGUCUAAGGUAUACUCCACGCGUUGCGAAAAUCGUCCGAUGCUCCAAACAAAUGGUGAUUUUGUGAGAUCCCAGCAAAUGAAAUGAAGACAACCUGCUUCUUUGUCUUAUCACGAUGCUUUAAAUUUCGAGCGGAAUCUUCUCUUUUUUGCGCACACAUGGUACUAGUUUAACUGACACAUUCGCUUUUUUAGUGUAGUGCACUUCCUGAAACGCGGUCUCGGGGAAAUUCCGGUGUUCAUUUGUCUCUUUUUUUACUUUCGCGGUGGACGAAAAGUGUACAUAUUCAUAAACCACUGCACCAACGUCCCAAUCCCCAACUCAAGUGAAGGCGCCUUUCUCAUAUCUUUUAAUGCAGACUGUGGGCAAGGUGCUACUCACCUACGCAGAGGUGGUGAAAGCUGACUACGAUCACUGGCGUGAGACACAGGAGACUGCAUGCAUCCUGAUGAACAAUAUACAGCAGUGUCGUGUUCAGUUGGAGAGGGUGUACGAGGCCAUGGGUGGGGACAGCCUACAGGAGGACACCAAGGUGGUGAUGCAGGACCUGCAGCAGAUGCUGAACGAUGUCAUCGAUGAAAUGGCCCAGAAGUACUCCGUGGCGCUGGAGCCGCAGAUACUGCGCCAGAUUAAGGAGGUCAACAAGCUGUUGCAUCAGGUUUGUGCGCUUAUUUGCCGUGCUUCUGUGGUCUUAAAAAUCCCAACCCUCCCCCACCUUUGCAGAUGCCGGAGCGUGUGGUUACCCAGCAAUGCAUGGAACGCUGUGCGCGUUGACAUCGUGGUAAAACACAAUAAAUACUUCACUCCGCUUUAGUACUUGGCUCAUUGGCAAAGAUUCGUUGUAUUUUGCCAAUAUGCGCACUCCCCCAUGCAGUUAGCGUGUUCGGUCGACGCGAAAGUGCUUACCUUUGCUUGCGUGACCGAUCUCAUGAAAUUUUGGCCAAAAUUCCGGAAUGCGUUUCCGAUUACGAAGGAUUACUUAAGCGGGGUUGUUAUACUGAUUCUCAUGCAGCAUAACCCUAUAGCAUUUCGGACUGGCCAGGAUGUCGGCUUUUGAAUGCACUUCUCUUUGACUUCCUGCAGAAACCACACUCGGUAAAAAAUGACUACUUAAGUAGCAUGCAUUUUUCCUAUUGAUUUUCGAAGGUCUUAUAAAUUCAAAUAUAUCUUAUAAAGAACAUGCACAAAAUAUGCGUUCUUUUGACUAUUUGGUAGGAGAUCAAAUUGUCUUCAUAUUUUAUGCCGAAGAAAGUGUAUAUUUUGGUUUUUAAAAAGUUUCCCAAUUCCCGAAUAAUUUCCAGCCUGAUCUGCCAUUGCAUCAUCGUUAAGCAAUUUCAGUCUACAAAGUGCAUGCUUUCCGCGUAAGGAAAAUCAUAUAUUUCUCUAUGCCUCUGAGAAGAUACCGCAUAGCGUUCAUGAAAUUUUGCAAUGGAUUUGGACUGUGUUGUUCAUUUCAUGAGGAGCAUUAGUAAACGGACAUGUGCUGUCUUGCAUCCAUGGACAUGGCACGAUCUUGAGAAUCUCAUAAUCAGAAACUUUUCCAUACCCUAAAUGUACACUUUCUUCGGGCGUGAAAUAUGAAGACAAUGUGAGCCCCUACCAAAUAUUCAAAAGAACGCAUAUUUUGUGCAUGUUCUUUAUAAGAUAUAUUUGAAUUUAUAAGACCACCGAAAAUCAAUUGGAAAAAUGCAUGCUAAUUAAGUACCCAUUUUCUACCGAGUGUGGUUUCUGCAGGAAGUCAAAGAGAAGUGCAUUCAAAAGCCGACAUCCUGGCCAGUCCGAAAUGUUAUAGGGUUAUGCUGCAUGAGAAUCAGUAUAACAACCCACUUAAGUAAUCCUUCAUAAUCGGAAACGCAUUCCAGAAUUUAAGCCGACAUUUCAUAAGAUGGGUCACGCACUGUACUAUGGCACAAAGUAGCUGGAAGGCUUUGUAGAUACAUGGGUUUACUUGUUGUCCUGCGUGUGGCACGGUAAGACGGACUCUUUAACCUUGUCGGCCACUGCGGCUGAACCAACCUCCGAUAGACAUGGCAUUGUCUUUUCACCGGAGAUAAGUGGGUAAGAGGAAGGGAGUGGGCCACGACCUUGUCAGUUACAACGGUCGGACUGUUAUUACGUACGGAAUAUAUGCGCCCGCAACUAAACGGACUUAUUCGCGUAUACGAUGACUGAGUUUAAAUGGUCAGUUGCACGUGAUCAUUGUAGUACGCAGAGGAUGUCAGAAAGGCGGCAUAGCAAAAUUGGCACAGAUCUGCGAACAGACUCUACAUCCCAGACUGAUGUUUGCGGGUAAGCCGUUUACCGGCUUUGCGUGAGGGGUCGCCUGACGAAGUAAAAUUCUGUUUGACGCAUCUGACACACAUAAGGUUCGAAUUUUCAGGCACUUUCACCGGGGUUAGAUAGAUACAAGUCAAAGGAUGUCACAGUCCAAACACUGAAUACAGAGGGAAGCUUGAGAUAACCCACUGCCGUAGAAGGAAACGUUUGGCAAUGCAUCAGAUCCCUGACAAUAUAGUUUUAUAGUGUGAAGUUUUUGAACAUCAUCUAUAAUUGGCGGUCUUUAUGAGCGUCCGGUCCGUCCGUUUUUCGUUCUCAUAUUUCUUUUUAUACGAUUGAAGUACGCUUAUUAAAUACGUACAAAUGGAGUUUUAUAAAAUGAUUAUAUGCACGAACUCGUCGUUUUUUAACGUGUUCUUGAGAAGAUUUAUUCUCCCAAGUUUUAUUCAGUCAAGCACUUACUUAGUCACUUUCAGAUACUUGUGUCCCUUUGUCUUGCCUCCUAUCCAGUGCUCCACUAGUGCGAAUGCUAAUGUCGAGGCUGAGGCCGACAAUAUUCUCCGACCGCUCAUGGACCACUUUGAGAGCUCACUUUCUGUCUACGCAGACAUCUGUGAGAAGACGGUGCUUAAACGUAUACUUAAGGUAGGUUUGGCAAUUUUAUACCAGCCAGCAUCCAUAAACCGUCUUGAUUUCCUUGUGCUGUAAUGCCUCAGCACGCAGCGAAAAAGAAGACUGUUGAAUUUUUGUGGAUUUGUUCAUUAGUUGGUUACUGUGUUUUUCUUCUUCCGAAAGGACGCUGAAGAUCAUAAGAUAGACAUGAUGGUUGCAUGGGAACUGCGUUCCAAAAGUAUUGUACCUCAGUUGCGUCCUUCGCUCGUAUCUGCGACUGUCCAUCUGACGAGUCUGAGUAGGAACUCGAAAUGUAGUGCAAAUAGAUUUCGUGUUCCAUUGAUCACAUGGCACUUUUUGAAUGGUCUCUUGAAACAAGCAUGUUGGCAACUUUCAGAAAACUGAAACCCGUUUUCCUCUUAUAAUCAAUCUAGCUUAUUGUGUGUUACAGGCACGGUAAACUUGUUUAAGUCCUUUAAGUAGCUUAGAUAUUUGAUUAUUCAGUAUUUCAUUAUACAGUGUUCGAUUUUCCGCAUAUUUUACUCGAAAUUCCUGCUCAGUUGCGCUUCAAAGUUGGUACCUCUGCAGCAUUCCGAGUGCCUUAAAGUAUGCUAUCCUGUCGCAAUCCAGCAAGUUAAUAUGGAACUCUCGCAAAACAGUAGUGAUUUUAAGAGCAUUUCAUCUACUUUACGGUUGCAGUUAUAAAUUUGUUAAGAGAAUGCCGACCACUGGACGACAUUGUAGGCUCAAUCAAAUGUGUGACGGGAUAGUUUGAAAAAUGAUUCCAUUCGGUGAGGGGGGGGGCUGAGAAAUUAGACAUUGUGUCAGGUCUGACUUACGUUUAUUUCACAAUCAGAAGUCAGAGUGGGGCACUGUAGAAGACUCAUGAACAUCAGGUGACUGCAUGACUUCAAUUAAGUGUGGGCUAACAUUUGUCUGGAAGGUGAUUGAAAAAUGUUCUGUUUGGUCGGGCGCAACACGCUCGAAAGGAGACUUCGGUAUAUGUAGUUGGGCCUGCUAUUUCGGACUGCAUAAUUAGGACUACUCCGUGUCCCCCGCAUUAAAUAUUUUUCUUUUGAUGGGCUUUCGGAUCAAAACGGUGGCUGCCUGAAACGGGAACGUAGGACCAACGCAUUUGGCUCACACGGCCGAAUGAUUUACCUGUAGUAAUCUUUCUAUUAAAGGAUAAAACUCCGUAAUUUCUAUUUUUCGUUUGGUACAGACAAUUUAGCUAGCUUUCCGCUUCUGUGAUGCCAAAAAUCAACUUAUCAAUUAAAAAAUAACUCAACUGCAGUAGUUUUUUUACUUCGAAUACGCAAACGCAAUGUUUCCUACGUUAAGGAAAAUAAUGUUCGAGACGGCUUUCCUGUUGACCCGAAAAAAAAAUAAUUUUAGUUUGCGGCAAUCGCCAGCCCUCAGCAGGUUCAGUAGGAAUAUUUAAAGUACCUGAGUCCUUUGAAAAGGCGUACAAAUUAGGGAGGGAGGUCAGACCGAGUCGAAUGACUUUGCAAAACCGACUAGCAACGGACUGAAGCUACUGUUUGUGACAAACAGGGAGGUAAAGCCCUUGGCGCCGUAAGCCAUGCUUUAAUAAGAUAAACGGCUUGUCCAUGAUUUUGUGCGCCAUUGUUUUGGGCGUUUAAGAUUCGGCCUUAGAUGCCCGGGACUCCGAUCUUUAAAUAACACAAAUUGAUCGAUUAUAAGAAAGACGGCACAGUGUGAUUUCACCAUCCUAGUUUCUACUGUUUUAAAUCUCCAUCGACACUCAUUUUGCGCUAAAUUGUAGGAACUUUGGAAAAUCACCCUACGAACUUUUGAGAAACAAGUGAUACUGCCGAAUGUUUCUGACCCCAGCGCAAUGUUCCUCAGUUUGUCCAUCCCGUCAAACGCACAGGCCAAAUUAACAAGCGUGUCACAGACCCUGCUCAGCAACGUCAGCAGUCAGCUGCCCGCGAGCAAGUUGCUCCAGGUAAGUUCUCCGUCUCAACAGUUUUCUUUCCAGAUCUGCGAUGAAAGAUUUUCGCAGUCGUUUUAACUUUCCCCUAUCUAAUGAAAUCUACCUUUUCUUAUGACUUAGGUAGUGGCGGUUUGAUUAUUUUCAGGAAUGUCUGUGGUCUAACGUGGCUUACCUCCUACCGUGGAUUGGGUCGGAGACGUGACUAUUAUGUUUCGAAAUUAUGAUCACAAUUUCAUCGUGUGCUAUUUCGGUGCGAGGCAAACUAUUGGCUAAACGUACAUAUAAUUUGCAAUUCCAACCUUUUUGACGAUGACUUUGGUUUCAUUCUCGGUGACGAAGGAGUCCGGGUCCGAUCCCCGAGUCUUUCCAGCCUGACGUUAGAUUGGGUAUGACUUACUGUGGAAUAUCAGUAGAGAAUGACCAUUCCAGUUUACCUUGUAAAACUUCUCGGUGAUUGGAUUGUGUCUUGUCAAACCUUAUAACUAUACUUUUUCAGCAUGCAACCGUAGUUAUGACGUAAAUUAAGUUUGGUUAGCCUCUGGUCAUGCAUUACUCGUGGAUGUACCUUGAAGUCCGGAUAAGACGCAAAAUAUCAACCAGUGUUAGGAGUGAGCCAUAAGUCGUAGUUAAGCUUAAGCGACAGUUUCAUUAGUGAACGUGUUUUUCCCGUUUCCGGCUGUUGCCCAGGCCCCCUUUUUCGAAAUCAACAAAUGUAGUAAUGCUUAAAAGAAUUGGGAGUUUUAAUAUUUGCAGGUUGACAAAUUUAAUUGAAUUUUUAUUAUCAUGAUCACAAGUCACGAACAUAUUUCUUAUCCGAAAACAAUCCCCAUGUAAGUGCAUGGUGCUGAAUACUUUUAAGCUUUUAUUUAAAAGCCAAAAUGGACCGGUACGUAAUCACAAUUUGCUUGACAAAACUACGAUAAUCACCAAAGGAAAAAUCAACUUUACCUUUUUCGGUAUUUUACCAGUUUUUCCCCGGUGAUGGUAAUUUUGUUAUCGAAUAAAUUAUGAACGAGUGCUUGGUCCAUUUCUGCUUUUGCCACGCAUUUUCACAUGAGCUAUGUUUGAAUGUAAGAAAACGUUCGUAAAUUGUGAUUAGGAUUAUACAAAGCGGGUACAGUUUUUCAACCGACAAAUACCAAAUGCAUCAGUGGCUAAACGUUCCUGAUUCCAUAUAACUGCCUCUUUGUAGGUCCUUCUUCUUGUGCAAUAUUUAACUAGAAAUACUACGAGUUAAGUAAUCGUCUGUUUGACGGCAGCAUUCUCUGUAAGGCAUCUGAUCCCAUGUAUUCGUGCUGUGUACCGAUAGCAACCGAGAGCACUUAUUGGCUUAGAUUUGCUCACUUUUAGAGGUGUCGGAAGAAAACACAGGCGGCCAGUAAAAAACGAUGCCAGUGUGAUGUGUCCGCCUACAUUUCUACGUUCGGCUCUUGGUUGCAACUACUAAGACCUAGGAAGACAGUAUCGGCAGAUAGCAUUAUUCCGCACUACUUUCUUUCCAUGCUUCUUUCAUUGAAAUGCUGAUAAUGCUGCCUAUAGGAGUACCUCUUCCGUUACCAAUGUCAGCCACCACUUUUUCAAGAGCAAAGUGUUAUUCGUUAACCGGUUUCUGACGGCAAACUACAAGUCUAUAACCCCACAGACCUGUUGCUCUAUGCACGAACCCUAAUAUGGUCUCAAAAAUUAUGUCUAAUUCGCCGUCAGAGAGGGUAGCUCUUGAAGACACUUUAGGAAGGAAGCAUCGAAGCCUGACUCCCUUUCUUGAGACCAAAUAAUUAAAUCUAUCAGUUGGCUGACUUCAAAGCCGCGAUUUGUAUCGUGUCGUCAGGAGUUAGGAAUGCGUCUAAGUUUUUUUGCGUUUUAAGUAGUAAGCUUAGGGCAGCGCAUAGGCGUGCUGAAUACUGAAUGGCAUGGUUGGGCGCCCAAACCGUCUGCUACCAAUAGUUUCCAAAAAUAUCGUUAAAGCAACAAAUAUUUGCCUGUACGUUAAUACCGACAAAGACAAGGGAGACUGGAAUGGCUAUUUCUAGCUUAUUAGCCGUCGUUUGGAACACCUGGGGCUCGAACUCGCGACCUGUUAUUUAGAAGUUCAACUCCUCUAACCACUGGGCCACUGGCCCGUUGUCCUGUCGGUUUCGAUCGGGAAUAUAUAAUUGGUCGGGGAUUCGUAAGUUGUCGAGCUAUCUACCUACCAACCAUUGCAGUGCAGCUGUGUUCCACCAGACGAAAACGUCUCCUUUUCUGGUCACUUCGUUAAGUGGCAAUCCUAUUUUCGAAAUGCCUGAUGUUUGAUUAGAUCUGCUGAUAGAAGAUUCAAUCAACUCAUCGAUAUACUUGUCUGUUAUCACAAGGCUACCAGCUUGUCGUCUGUUAAGGUGGUUUAUGUCGAGUACAGGUGGCUUAGAAAUUUCGCUAUCAAUUCCCAGCCGGUAGAUAGGGUAAAGACUUACAAGUUGAAGAGGAAACAAGCUUAGGAACCGUCCCAUCUCCUCUAAUUUAGUGCGAGACCACAGGUAGUACUAGGGAGGGAGGAGGGCAUAUUCCCUUCUCCGACCUGAUUUGCCCGCGUCACUGUGCCUACUGCCCUAUGGAUGAUGCAGUGGUGGAACAGUCUCGAGUCGUGCACCGGCUCAGCGUUGCUUUAUUGAGUUCGUGUGUGUUUGUGACCUGUUUAUAAAAGAACCAGUUGUUCUGUUGCGAAACAAUAUCCUUUACCUUAAUAUAUGUGAAUCGUCAAUAUACUCACUUCGAUACCGCAUCGAUUCUACAGCGUCCGUGCGCUAAAAAUAUACGCGUCUGCGUAGCAGGUCUCGAAAUGUAGUUCAUACCUUUGGUAUCUUUUCUCAAAUACGCAUAAUACCAUCACCUGUAAUCUUUUUUCGCCCUAAUAGGAAAUCUCCAAAGAAACUGGUGCGUCUGGACUAAAAAAUCUGACACCGUGGCACUGCCAGAUACUUAACAUCGCCUUAGAUGCCAUUAAAAACUAUUUCCACGCUGGUGGAAGUGGACUAAAGAAUACCUACUUGGAGAGAUCGUCCGAGCUGCAGUCGCUGCAGUAUGCGCUGUCCCUAUAUUCCCAAACUACUGACAGUCUUAUCAAGACCUUUGUCUCCACGCAGUCGACUCAAGGUUAGUGUGGUUUGUUUUUUUACUCUGAAAUAACUGAAUUCAUAAAAAUAAUAGAAUACUGAUAACUAGGCUGCUUUCCGCGUCCUUUUCUAACUUAUUUUUUCCUGUGUGAGUACUGCGCAUUGGCCAUCGUCUAAGAAGCUUUGUGCGGAAGGCGAGGGGUAUGGAUUUUAACGUCUUGUUGCUAAGUUUGGUUAACAUUGGUAUAUUGCUGUGCCACAACUGCAUAGCCAAGUUGACAGUUUUCCGUCCGUGUGGUCUCGCUCCCUUUCCGCUUAGAAAGUACAUGUUUUUAGUGACCACCGACGUUGCAGCGCACGGGUCCUGCAUACCGGUUUGCCCACAAAAAUAUGUUUUUUAUAAUGCGCCUAUGGGAUCAUGCACUUGAUGAGAAAGAGCAUAGGAUGUUUUAUAGAUACUUGCAUAAAUUAGCAUACCUGGGAAGUCAUCCAAGCCGUGGGCCCUCCGUAGGCUACCUUAUUAAAAUAAGUAACUCAAGGGAAUUAUAAGGGAAUUGGGUGAAACACCGGCUGCGCGCAUUAAGUAGGACUACGAAGAUCAUGUUGGCGUGCCCCUGGGAUAAUAAUAUUCAGUCCUGCAACUGGAAAUGUAAGGGAACUCUCCGACGAGUAUGCUGCGUCUGUAUUUUUCGAACUUUUAACUCUCCACUCUAGUGGUAAUCUAGGUAAACCUCCAGCAUGUUUUUAGUAUUGUUGGGAAUCUAACUCUGUGAAACUUGAGACUAGUUUUUUUCUAACUGGACGAGUAACUGUUUCCUCGCGACGGCCGAAGAGAAAAAGUUGAAAGUCAGUUGGGUCUUUGAUGCAUGCGAAAAAUAAGAGGGCGUCGACAGGGAAGACAGACUUCUUUCCGCAUUAAUGUGAUUCAGCACUCCUAUUUCUGCAAUACACAAGCUUUGAACAUUUAUUAAUCCGCAAAAUUUUCUAAUCGAAAUUGCCGUGUUAGACUGAAGUCAGUAGCCUUGCGCAAAUAAAAUAUUUCAGUCAGCUGCAUUUAAAGACCAAACAGUGCGCAGAUAAAAUCAUUGCAAUGAAAAUACUUUCUACGUGUUAUCACUUAUCCUUGUCAAACAAAGGAUUGCUUUUUACUGUCUGACUGCCUGUCGCAUGCGUGUUUGUUUUUAGUGUUUACACACUUUUUCGUUCCCGAAGCGUUAGUGCUUUUGAAGACGUCGCCUCUUACCCUUCAAUAUGCUGAAUCAAAUAGAAGGGUGGUAACAAUUACAUUGGCACCUACUCAGCAGUAUCACACAGCAAGUUUGAUUGUAUUCGCCCGUUAUAAAAGUUAUGAAUUCGGAGGUUCCGUGCGCAGUUUUGCUCCUAAAACUAAGCUGUAUUGGAUAAUUUUUAAAUGGACUUCUAGUAGGGACCUGAGGCGGUAUCGCAACUCAGUAUGCCCCACUUUUUUAUUAUACGACAUACUGCCUUUGAAUGUUCAUGCGGGCAAUACCAAGAGGAGCUCGUGCAAGCUGCGACCCUAAGGGCACAUGUCCAGUCGUUUCUGUAGGUUUUAUCUUUUUUUAUAUCUUUCUCAUUUUCGUCGUAGACAAACCGGCUGUGGAGGACGGUGUUGGAGAAUUGUCCAUCCAAGUUGAUCUCUUUCGUCAUCCGUCACACGGUGAACACAAAGUUACAGUUACAAGUAGGUUUUCUUUGGUCUUUUACUUUUUAUGAUAGAGUUGAGUAGUAAUUUCACGAGGCAGGUAGGACAACCGUUUUCCCAUGUCGGUUAUUUGCUGUCUCCAUAAUUCAUACUUAUUAUUGUUGAAAAUUACGAACUGAUGUCUUUCGAUUUUCUGCUUUAUGUAUUUUGUCUCACGUGCUGACUUUCUAUAAUUUUUCUAAGCUGCCAUAACCCGCAAAGAACGUUUCAGGACCUCCAAAACAGAAGUUCAUUUGCCACAUUAUUUCUGUCUCUGCACUUUAUAAUUAUGCGGUUUACAGUCCUUUUACUCUUGAGUGUUAUUUUUCUCUAGAUAUGGUAAUUUAGUCACUCCAGCUGUUUGUUGCUGCACUAGCUGCUUGUGUAAAUAUUAUUUCCUAAAACAACCCCUGCUGUAAGCGUCGGUAAUCUAAUGGUUUAAACUCCUAUGCGUCGAUUUUCAUCGCAAAUUCCAGGGCACAGUAUUAGACUUGCGCCGAAACCACCUCCCCCAUAUUCUUAUGCACACUGCGUCGAGAAGUCAAGGCAGCUAUGGAUAGAUAAAGGUGCAGUAUAGCAAGACUUAACCGUCCCUCUAUGCAUACUAUACUCGUCCAGGUCUCCGAUCUCUUCAAGUUCUAGGCUUCAAAUAAAGAAGACUGAGAUCUUGCCUAAGAAGGAGUGCCACAAACGCUCAUCUAAGACGGUAUUGCUUCCUGAUACCAGUCCUGGGAGAUCCGAAUUGUCACAUCGGUCGACAACCUACCAAGCUGCGAACGUUAGUGCACUGUGUUGAUUCGAGAGGUCAUUUUUCUUUAGGAUAAGGUGAUACCAUACUAACAGCACGGGCACUAGCCAAAAGCCCAUACACGCGUGUUUCACCUUACACUAAAGUAUACUACUAGUUGUCUGUCGACAGUUAAUGAAUAUUACGUGAUUACACGCUGUGGCUGAUGGACUUUGGAUCAGAUAUUCAUACAUAAAAUGUUCGGUCUGAGCCUAUAGACCUUGAAUAAGCUGAUCUACACCAACUUCGUAGAUAAGUUCUGAGGAAAUAAAAAAACUACAGAAUCAUUUGUGUCUGCACAUUGACGACGCUAAAAACCUGGGACUUCUGCUCCCUUCUUCCCUCUCUCAUAUGCCAGUUGUUUAUUUAACUCAUACCGAUUGCUAACAAGUUUGGACUCAAUUGUUGACAUUACAUAAGGCUGUCGUCCAGUUAGCUCCAGACACAGACUUAGGUCUCGCAUGGAUGAGAGGUGCCGAAACAGCCAGACUUAGAAAAGGUCAUUGUAGUCCUACCUUAGUUUGUACAGAAGGAUUGAGAUAUCAAAUCGGCAUUCAGCCUUUACAUCUAAGAAUUUUGCAGUUUAGUGAUAGUCGUACAUACAGUGAGUGACCGAUCUCAUGAAAUGUUGGAUUACUUGGAGGAUUACUUGGUCGCGGUUGUAAUACUGCUUUCUCACGAUAUCAUCCUGCAAUAUUUCGAACUUUGCAGGCUGUCAGCUUUUGAAUAAACUGCUUGUUCAUUAGCUUUAGAAACCGUACGCGCAAAAGAUGACUUCUGAUGUAACAUGCUUUUUCUCCAUUGAUUUUUGCUGGUCUUGCAAAUUCAAAUGUGUUUUAUAGAAACCCCGAACAAAAAUAUUCUUUCUGCAGUAGCUCGAUAGAGAAUCAUGUCAUCUUUAUAUUUUAUGCUUGAAAAAGGAGUACAAUUAUGUUUUAAAAAAGUUUAUAUUUAUGAGAUUUUUUAAGACCGCGCAAUGUCCAUUCACAUUGCACCGUACCUGUAUGUUUACCACUGCUCCUCGUGAAAUGUACAGCACGGUCCGCAUUCAUUACAAAAUCGUAUGGACCCCGCAUGAUAUCUUUUAAAUGGCAUAGAAAAAUAUGUGGUUUUCUUUACGCGGAACACGUGCACCUUGUAGACUUAAAUCACUAAGGGCUUAUGUAACGAAUGACCAGGCUCCAAAUUAAUCGGCAAUUAGAAAACGUUUUUACAACCUAAUUAAACUCCUUCCAUGAGUAGAAAGUAUAAAGAUGACAUGAUUAUCUAUCUAACGACUGAAGAAGGAAUAUUUUUGUUCGGGGUUUCUAUAAACCAUAUUUGAAUUUGCAAGACUAGCAAAAAUCAAUGGGAAAAAUGCAUGCUACAUCAGUAGUCAUCUUUUGCCGCGUACGAUUUCUAAAGCUAAUUGACAAGCAAUUUAUUCAAAAGCUGACAGCCUACAGAGUCCGAAAUAUUGCAGUAUUAUGUCGAUAGAAAAGCAGCAUUACAACCGCGACCAAGUAAUCCUUCCUAGUCAAAAACGCAUUUCAGAAUUUCAGCCAACAUUUCAUGAGAUCGGUCACUCACUGUACGUCAUCUAGAAAUGCUCUGAGCAGCUACUGGAAAAGAUAUCUUAGUGUCAAGCUUACUCGCUCUUUCCUCUCCCAUCCAGCAGUGGUCUGUCCGGACUUGGCGGUUGACUGGGGGAGAUUAGUGUCAACGAGUGACUUUGUGUAAGCUUUCACCUGUUCCCUGACAAAGUCAUGUAUGGGCGCGGGAAAGCUCAGCCAUCACCAGCAACAAAGUCAGUAGCUGUCAAAGAAAAGGCCCAUUGACGAUUCGAGAAUGACGUUGUAUAGUAAAGUAGACCUACAGUAUCUACUCCACUGCCUAAUCGCACAAAAAACCGUGUUCCUGUGACUGGACAACGUCCGGACAACCGGGCUCAGUGACUAGUGUUAGAUUUGCCUCCGCCUACCACACGUCACAUCUCUUUGCGGCAAUAAUCGAAGAUUCCCGCAGACUCAGCACAGCUUGACUAACGCAUGCUGGGAGCCAGUUGUGUCAUCACCUUUUGGGUACCGUAACAGUGGUGUAGUUUGAUUAUACGUGAUGCGCAACCGUCUUGGGGGUCAGCGAAGAAUUUCAUCCUUUUUUUCCUUUUCUACCAGAGUGAGUUUGCCAUGGUCUGCUUUUUGUUUACCAACUUUGAAGUAGCACUGAAUGUGCUUGCCUUCUAUUUUCCUAUCCUGUCUUUCCAACAGUUAUGGCAGCCAACAACCUCAAAUGGGUCACCAACGGAACCUUUCGUCCAUUUGUUGAAGUUCACAUUAUUGGCCCGCUGUUGGCUCACAAGAAACGCAAAUUUGCAACAAAGACUAAAUCUAACGUUUGGUCUCCGAUCUUCAAUGAGUCUUGCACCUUGUAAGUUCUAAGUCGUUCUUUUGAGUUUUCUCCCAUCUUAUUGGUAAACUUUCUGCUUGAACUUGGGGGUCUAAUCUCUGCAAAUGUAGUCGUUAUCAGCCAGCUUCCUUCGGCAAGUUACAUCCCAAAGUCCGGCUAACUUUAGGAUUGCAGCGACAUUGAUGAUGACUGCGACUAGGUCUUGCAAGGGUCUGCACAUGUCAACAAACAAAUGUGUGUUCUGUCAAGUUUUCAGUACUGCAUAUGAAAGUGUAUUUUAGUGCACAGAUUGGGCGGAAAAUUCAUAUAUAAGACGGCGAAUUGAUCGAAACGAUUUCCGCGCUCCCAAUUGAAGAAAAACCAUGCGGUAUUUCGAACAGCAUUAUCGUAUUAAUUAAGUCUAAGGCAUUAUGAAACUUUAACAAUACGCAAGUAUUUAUCCAGGGGCGCCUCCUGUUGAUAAUCGAACCUGCCCACAUUUUUGUUUGGGCUUCAAACACUGUACAUUCGUGGGCCCUUUUUCAUGACAGUAAAAACAAUGUAAAUGAUAGCGAGUAAAUACUAUUUAAAAAACGGUCUGUGCAUAGAUCUCAAGGUGAUUUUACAAGAUAGUGAAUGCGAACGGAAGGUGAGUGUUGAGGUUGGCUGGGCUUCAGCCGCCCCAACUGUUGUCUACCUCCCAGCCCAAGACAUCACUUGUGAAUGCAAGUUGAAGGUAUAACCAUUUUCAAGGCUGUAGACAUCUGAGGCUGGUCUGAGCUGGUAGACUAUCCCUACCUUCCCCGCGCAGGACGCAGUUGGUCGAAAGCAAUACUUAAACUCUUGCUGCCGGCAAGGUCCAUGAAACGGCCUGGUCAGGGUGUCCUCUCAGGAGCUCACUCGUCGCGUCCCCUUGAAAGGGGAUUUUGAGGAAUAGAGUUUUCUACAGGAGUUUGUUAUUUCACAAACUCUUGCCAAAUACUCAUGCACUCCGAUACGAACACAUGUUUUAACUGCUUUGUAUGGGACCGUAGUUGUUAGGCUCAUAAUUUUUAAAAGGACUGGUCUUGUAGUAUUUGUGAGCGUCAGUUUUCGUCUUUCUUGUUCUCCCCCUUCUUGUGUUCUAUUUGUGUGUUUAAUGUAUUUUUUCUUAGUCUUUUUUUCUGAUGAUUCUGCAUCUUAAUUGCGUGGCCUUAUGACAUGGGUGAGGCCAUUCUUUUGGUACAUCAAAUAUUAACGGAAGUAAAAUGGCAAACAAGACAGUAUUUGGUGGCGCCAUCGUGCUUGUGGACCUGAUACAUCGCAAACGGCGUUUAGUUAUGCCUGAUUAACGUUGCAUGCUGUUUAUCGUCUAUCACGUUCCAUUAAUUUUAGACUAUUUCAUUUAAUCCGAUCCUAAUCUGUCGGUUACUGGAUAUUCUUGAAUGUCUAAUCGUCCUAUUCGGUGUCCCCAGUAUUACACCAUAUGUCUUCUAAACUGGUGACGGAAAAAUCAGUUGAUAUAUAAAUAUGCAAAUGUCGUCUGCAGUUGAAUAAGACAUUCUAUGCUGUAAGGGACAAUUAUUUACUGCUUACAUUGCAAUGUUUACAGUAUCUGAAUUUAUGUUAGAAAAACCGAAACCAUACUAUAGUUGCGAAAGUUCUCUAUGAGAAAAUAUCUUGGUCGCUGCCUUUUACGACUUCACAAGCACGUUCCCUUUUGAUACGACUAGGAGCAUCUUUUUAGGAAAUUGCUCUCCUGUUGUCCUACAUUCCAUCAAUACAAACUUUGGGUGAGUAUCGCCUAGGUCCUAAAGGAGUACUUGCCAGAUUCCUGGAUUCCGCUUACAUAUCAGAAACGUUUCCUGAAUUCAGGAACAAGAUCAACUCUGGCACCCGUUUCUCGUUGCGUGCCGUUGUUUGAGCGUCAAUUGCCCUAGAUCCACCUAAAUCGAUACCAUUUCGAAUGUAAAUCGAGUGGACGUGCAGACUUUUUGUUUGUUGCCAAGGUGGGGGAGUCACACGACCAUGUUGUCCCACCGUUCAGAAAGUAUACGGCUAAGUAUCUGUCUCGUAAAUAAAUUCGGUCUUCGAUGACAAAUUGAGGGUUACGUCCAGCGCAAAAAUUAAAGUUGUGGCCUUUCGCUCAUUCUAAAGACGACGCUUCCGGUCCACACUUUGCCGCUAACUUCACAUCUUGGCAUUGCUGCGGAGACUGACACUUCCUGUGAGCACCAAUACUGAAUGAAUCCAACGUCAAAGGGGUGUUCCCUAAGGAUAGAACAUGCUCCUCUUCCGCAUUUUUCAGCAGAGGGUAUUGCAUAGCUCUAAGCAGUCCAAAAGCAAUAGACUCUCGAAAACUGGGUAAAAAUAACUUAGACCCUUUACCGCCGAACCUAUCAAUUUUUCAGUUCAGCGUAGUUUGUUAUUUUACUGCAAGUAUUAUUUUGCAAGACCGCAAUGCCGCCUGUCCACUCUACCCAUUUUGCUCAUAAAACCUUGGGUCAUUUUGGAACCAGUAAAUGGCAAAACUAUGAGCCCAUCAUUUGGCUGGAGCAUCGUUUUAUUUGAUGAGCCAGAUCAGCUGACGUGCGCAUUAAAUCAAAGAGGAACGAUCACAUUAUCCAAACGUGAAAAUGACCGUUAUGUCAAGCUGGUCUCUUUAUUUUGCAUAAAUGUUGCACUAAGUGCUUUGCAUCGCACUGGUAUUAACAGCUUUUCGGACAAUUCUGGUCAGGCAGGAUAUGCAAAUUAUCCAAUGAAAAAAUUUCCGAUGUGAUUUGUGCAUGCGCAAUGUCCAUGUACUUGCCAAAAUGGUGUAGCAUUUAAACAGGAAAACAUUUAUAGGCAAAAAGCCUUUUCGGCUAAGGGAAUUCAUUUAGAAAAGUUAAAAUAAUUUAUAGUAAUAUCGGCGUAAAUUUUGACAUGUUUAUGACCUUGUGGAUUGUGAUCUUGUGGAUUUAUCCUAAAGCACGCAAAAAAGCGGACAACGGGGAAAGUAAAGUACUCAUACAUUUUGGAAAUCACCAGAGCAUGCGAAGGUCGUGUGAAGAUAGUUUUACAUGCCUAAUCAGAUGUUCCCCGUAGAAAAGGUGCCAGCCUGACCACCAGAAAUAUUCCGCUGAGACGCAGUAUUGCCUUUGAUAAGACAAAAAGACUGGAGGUUGAGGAGGCGAGAUUAGUAAUAACAUAUGAAUAUAACUGUUCCGAUAGCCCGCGGUACUUCAACGAAAGACUUGGGGACAAGGGGAUGGCAAAGGUUCAUACAACUGGGCGAUAUUAAACUUUUUACGCUAGUCCCAGUCUCUAAUAGCGGCAGACUGGUGGUAGUAAUGCAUGUAUAUUCAGACAUUAAGCAAUUACUGUAGAGACUGACAUCAACCGUGUAAAUCUCUAGGUCAUAGGCGGCCGCCAUUCAACAUGCCAGGGCUUCUGGGAUUGAGGACCAUGUUGUGCUGUUCUACGUAGGUAGAGUAUGUUCAGCAGUCGACAAGCCGAUAGGCAUUUCUAUUUAAGAGUUGCAAUUACACACUUUUGGAUGACGUCCCCACUGAACUACAGGUAAGAGGGGAGCAAGAAAUGCACAAGUACGCGCACGGUAACCUCCCUUUGGUGCGUCAGAAUUUGAACGGACAGAUAGAACUGCAUCAUCUGAAUGAUUUGCUCUGUUUUCACCACAAAUUGCCAGACGUCAGACUUACUAGACAAGACUGUUCUUCAGGCAGCGGCGCCAACUACUUUCAGAUUCAUUGGCGGAAACGGAACCAGCAGGAAUGCGAAUCAAUUUUGUUUGUUUUUAUAUGAUAGUUAUACUGGCAUUGUGCGGACCGUCAAUCAGCAUAGAUUAGUUGACAGACAUAGCGGACUGAGAUACUAAGGUCAGCGAAAAUAUACAAUACGUAUACUAGAGAGACAAUGGGGAAAUUGGAUAGAGUCAUCGAAAAACAGGUAUUGCAGUCGUUUCUCAAAUAUUUCCGUCGAUACGUCACGGGCACAUUUGGCAUCCAUACCAGGUCAGUUGGCGGAGGGGAAAAUAAGAUAAAGUGCCUUUUUAGGUCUAUAUCAUCACCUGCAUAUUCCAAGGUGUAAGUUCGGCCUGACGAAUUCUUCUUUUACGGAAACGCGAUUUAAGAAAGGCCUGAUAAAUUCGACUUAGGCAGCUUAAUCAAUUAAGGUUUGGAGGGAGCGUGCAUAUCUAUAAGGUGCUUGAUUAUUGACUUGUCUGCCCUUUAAUUUUUGGUAUGAGCAUGUUUUAUAGUCUUGGGGAAACCUAAGCCACAAAUAAACUUUUCUAUUUUCUAAUGGUAGUCCCACUGAUCACUGCCGCUCGAUAUUUAUUGUAAUGAGGGCGAUUUCGCUGUAGUUUUCUCUCAUGCUCUUGACAUACCUAUCUUGGUUCAUUGGAACAGUUAUAUUUAGACACAUAAAGACGACUAUGGGGACUUUUGCUGACUAGGUGUUUGCAGCUGGUCUUUCUCCGAAGACUUGGUAGGUAACAGACUGUUGAUAUGCUUUUUGGGUCCUGUGGUCCAGAACCACCCGUGUUUGGAACUAUACCGUAAUAGGAGCCAGUUUCUGAAGCAUUAUGGAUCUGUGGAUUGUGCUACGAAGUAACUCCAUACAAAAGACUGUGGAGGGAUGCAUUAGCUCAGGCUGCAAAUACAUCGUUAUCAGUAGCACUGCCUUUAUCAUGGCUUGUUUGCACGUAUUGAAUCGCGCUCGGUAAUGCCGAGAACCUUAUGUUCUGUCGUCUUGUGCCCUCUAGAAAUCUAUCUGGAAGAACGCUGGCCUUAUUUCAUAAGAUAAAACUCAGGGACGGCUGAUAAAUUUAUUUGGCAAUUUUUUUGUAUCUCAGAUUGGCAAAAUUUAGGAGAUCCAGUGUGGUUUUCGUUUUUCUCAAAUUUUGGUGACUCAUGUUCGAGUCCCAGCCCUGUAGAAGGGCAAAGUCUUCCCGGUCUACAGCCAUGUUGUAUUGAACUGAUUGGGCAGGUGUGGAAAGCGGCGCAUGCUCUCAGUGGGGGUUCUAGCUGCCCCGUGAGUCCUCUCCCCGCCGUGCCGAAAUCUCAGUGGUUGAACCCUUCCCCCACGCGUGUUGGACGGUGCCAGACGGUGCGCGACCCUGGCGAAGGCGGUGGUAGCAAAGACUUACGGCUAUCGCCGCCUUCGCCAGAGUAGCACACCGUCUGGCACUGUCCAACACGCUUGGGGGAGGGAUCAACCACUGAAAUUUCGACUCGCUAAGUGUCCGACCCACCUAUUCACUGCCACUUGCAACACCGACUGGCCAGCCGCUGCACUUUAUUAACCCCAUAAAAGUAGACGUUUAACUAUGCAAAAAUGCAUUAACUAAAUAAGCAGUCCUGUGCGAAUACAGUAGUCUCUCCCUACGUUGCGCUUCGAUUUUUUUGACGUCACUCUAUUUGGUUCGCGGAUUGCUGAGGGCAGUGGGCUUUUUAUUUGCGUUACAUGCUUCCUAAUCUGGAUUGCCUAGUUAAUUUCACAGACGUGACGUUGAUGGCGGAUGGCUGUAAAGCUGCUCAAAUGAGCACCGCCAAGUAUUUUAAUUUCAGCGAGUUCCACCCAAUAUCUUAAAGAGUAAAAAGAUAAAAAUUGUAGAACUGCGUGGGAAAAUAUUUGUAAGAAUGUAGUAAGUGUUGUUCGAGUAAACUACCAGUCCUGUGCACACAGAAGAACUUCAUACAGGUCCCACAGUUGCUAUGACUCAAAGCCACCAUGUCAACCACCCGCAUGUAAUUACCUUCGCCGGGACCCACCUUCUCCCUGGCGCUGAUUGGAAUUGUGGUGUUUCACUAUCCCCCUCCCCUCUCCAAACCCGAGCUACAGCUUAAUUAUCUACUUGCCCGUAUCUUUUAAUUCACUUCUUCAAUAGUCAUAUAAAUGUACACGCCUGAAGAGAAUUUAUCGAAAGCAGACGUAUGCUCGCCAAAUUGCCUUUCGAAUAUAGUAGGUUUUUAAAUCGCAGAGUUCCACUGCUAGCGGGGGUUUUUGGAACUCGACCCCCGCGAGUGAGCAGGGAUCACUGUAUGCCAAAGUCUUCCCUCUUCUCCCGCGUCUUUCCUUCAUGCACUCAAUUUUUUGAUUUUAGCGGCCACGCACGAAUGGCCUAGGGAUAACUUUAUGUAAACUGGUACAUCCAUAUGUGGAAAUUAUCAAAAGGCGCGUUAUAUGAAAUUCUAAGCAGAAUAAUCAGUCUCUCGGUAAUUUACCGUUGAGUAAGUCUUAAUGCCGAACUCCUACCUAUUGUUGGCCCGGCAUUUAUGAGAUUUAUCUCCGAUUGCUUUUUACAGCCUUCUUGGAGCGGGUUCCGAUCCCGAGUCCUAUGAACUACACAUGUGCGCCAAAGACUACUGUUUUGGCCGCUCUGAUCGUCUUGUGGGUCUCACCGUGCUGCAACUGCGGGACCUAACGGCGAGUGCAGAUACGCUGGGCAUCGGAAGCGGUGCCUGCGCUUGCUGGUGUGCCCUCGGUCGUCGGCUCAAUCUCGACGACACAGGCUGGACCAUCCUGCGCAUUCUCUCCCAGCGUCCCCAGGACGAAGUUGCCAGAGAGUUUGUGCGACUUAAGUCCGAGGUUCGUAGUCAAGAUGAUUCACCUCCCACGGGGCCGCGGUAG
Spirometra erinaceieuropaei is the source of this 63251-nucleotide messenger RNA. The record is from the annotation of a GenBank genome assembly. NCBI's taxonomy places the organism in Eukaryota, Metazoa, Platyhelminthes, Cestoda, Diphyllobothriidea, Diphyllobothriidae.